UCCCAGCCUUGCCUCGGGUGUAGGGAUUGCAGGGAAAAGCAAAACUACACGGCAAAGACCCUGUGUAGUUUUGUUUUUUGGGAUAAUUGAGGCCAACCGUUCUCACGUUGGAUUUUCUGAACAGAUUUCUGGAUAAGGAGAUUGUUUUAGAAGAUAUCACUCCCUUGGGCACCGCCCCUUCAAUUCUAGGCACUCUUGUGAACACAAGGUGCCUACCAACAUGUCCACACAGGCGCCAACGUUUACACAGCCGCUUCAGAGCGUUGUGGCACUUGAGGGUAGUGCCGCAACGUUCGAAGCUCAAGUUAGUGGUAAUCCAGUUCCUGAGGUGAGCUGGUUUCGUGAUGGCCAGGUUCUUUCCACUGCCGCUCUGCCCGGCGUUCAGAUCUCGUUCAGCGAUGGCCGCGCUGUUCUGAAGAUCUCUGCCGUGACAGCCGCACACAGUGGACGAUUUUCUGUGAGAGCCACCAAUGGCGCUGGACAAGCCACUAGCACCGCUGAACUUCUUGUUACAGCGGAAACCGCGCCGCCCAACUUUACUCAGAGACUGCAAAGUAUGACCGUGAGACAAGGAAGCCAAGUGAGACUGGAUGUUCGUGUGACAGGAAUCCCUACACCUGUGGUGAAGUUCCUCAGGGAGGGAGCUGAGAUUCAAAGCUCCGCUGACUUUCAGAUUGUACAAGAUGGAGAUCAAUACAGUUUGUUGAUUGCAGAAGCCUUCCCAGAGGAUUCUGGGACCUAUUCUGUCAGUGCCUCCAACAGCAGUGGCCGUGCCACCUCUACUGCUGAACUGCUCGUUCAGGGUGAGGAAGUAGCAGUACCUGCUAAGAAGACAAAAACAGUUAUUUCUUCCUCUCAGAUUUCGUCCUCCCAGAUUUCGUCACGUCAGGCAAGGGUGGAGAAGAGAAUGGAAGCUCAUUUUGAGUCAUCCUCCAGUUCAGCAAUGAUGAUUGAGGGAGGUGCUAUGACUGAGCGCCUGGCACACAAGACCCCCCCACGGGUGCCCCCAAAGCCGACCUCAAGGUCCCCACCUUCAGCAAUGGCGAAAGUGUCCGCCACUCGCCACCAGUCCCCCUCCCCCGUGAGGCCUGUGAAAGGACCAGUACCAGGCCCAGUCAGGUCUGUGUCCCCUGCCGCCAGCAGGCUGUCCGUGUCCCCCAUUCGGCCGGUCAAGUCCCCAAUCAUGAUUCGUAAGCAGGUGAUCCAGACCACAGAGGUGCUGCCGCCGUGGAAACAGGCAGGCUACGCGUCGGAGGCCAGCUACACUGCCAUGACCUCUGGAGCCACUCACAUGCAGACCUCGGUCACCCAGCGUGCCUCGUGGGAGAGCUCUGUUAGUGUGCAGCAGCAGCAAGUGAGUGGGAUGUCCGUGAGCGGAAUGUCCAUGACUGAAAUGGCCACCAGUGGAAUGGCCGUCAGUGGGAUGACCACCAGUGGAAUGGCCGUCAGUGGGAUGACCACCAGUGGAAUGGCCGUCAGUGGGAUGGCCGUGAGUGGGAGUGGAAUGGCCGUAAAAGAGGAACACCAAAUGCCGGAUGACAAAACAGCCGCUGUUGCUACGGUGGUAGCUGCAGUGGAACAUGCUCGUAGUCGAGAGCCUCAAAGUGGCUCUGUCGAAUUGUCCACUCAUGAGGUCACCAUCACCUCUGCACAAACUACAUCUACAGCAGAGCAGACAGAACAGGAGGAAUCCCAGGAAGUAUCUGAUACCACAGUGUCCCUUGACAUCAGUUUUGGUGCACCAUAUGCUGAAAGCACCAUACAGGAAAUUUCUUCAACUAUAGAGAUCACACAAGAGGUUGAGAAAUCUGCUGUGAUGGUCGCAGAUGUUGACCAGGCUAGUGAGGUACUUACUGUUUGCUCACUGGUAGAGCACUGUGAACUGGACACUUCCUCUGUGUCGCAUAGUCCCACAGAACAGGAGCAGGGCGAGGUUGGGAAAAAGGCCGGUGCUGUGGCCACUGUGCUUGCUGCCGUCGAUCAUGCACGCGUGCGCAAGCCUGUGCAUGCCGAGAGGGCCGCCACCGCUGAAGAGGAAACCGUAGAGUUCGAUGUAUCACAGCAGGCCAUGUUUGCCGCUGAGCAACAACAACUACAACAACAACAAGUCAGAGCAAGGGCUGAGGCCACACUAAUGCCCUCUGCUGCUGAAAAGACUGUUCAUAUCUCCCAGAUCCAAAGGAGCACAGAAACCAGCACCUAUGUGGACACUGGCCUGGCUCCUUCCCCCAUACCACACUUUACAGUUUCAAAAGUUACUGUGCCUAAAGCUGAACAUAGCCAUGAGGUCUCAAUAGCAGGCUCGGCUAUUGCCACUCUCCAGAAAGAGCUAUCGUCCAGCCACGGUGCUCAAAAGAUCAUCAAGCCUGUCAAGGCCCCGACUCACAGGGUCAUGGAAAUGAGAGUGACCCCUGAGCCGACCCUUCCUCCGUUUAGAGACGAGCGAUAUCAGGCGCAGUACGAGACACAUUUGCAAAGCGAGAUAGGCGCUUCCUACGCAGGUGGCAUGGAGCAGGCUUAUGGCGAAUGGGAGGACCAGGCUAUGGAAAUUGCAGCUGUCCCAGCUGAACAAGAAGCAGUUGUGCCUCCUACACUUGUUGCUGCCUUGAAAAACGUGACCGUCACAGAGGGAGAAUCUGUGACUUUGGUGUGCCAGAUUUCUGGAACCCCAGCCCCAACCAUCAUGUGGUUCAGGGAGGACUACAAAAUUGAGAGCACCAUUGAUUUCCAAAUUACAUAUGAGGGUGGAUAUGCCCGCCUGGUGAUCCGUGAGGCCUUUGCUGAGGACAGCGGUCGCUUCACUUGCACUGCUACCAGCCCUGCUGGGACAAUCAGCACAUCUUGCUACCUGCUCGUCAAGGUAUCUGAAGAGAUUGAAACCAGAGAGGAAAUCACCAUUGUCUCCGGUGAAGUUAUUUCUGCAGAAGAGAAACGUGUUAUAAGCGAGGCAAGGGAGGAGACCAUGUCUGAACUGAGCGCAGUCUCUGAAACUGUGGAGGCUGGUGCAGGUGUGGCACCCUUCUUUGUAAAGAAGCCUUUUGUACAAAAGCUGGUCGAGGGAGGAAGUGUUGUGUUCGAGUGCCAGGUUGGAGGAACACCCAUGCCUCACAUUUAUUGGAAGAAGGGUGGUGUGCCUCUCACAACUGGAUAUAGAUACAGAGUAUCUUACAAUAAGGAGACCGGCGCCUGCAAGCUGGAAAUCUCCAUGACAUUUGCUGAUGAUGCAGGAGAGUACACUAUUGUGGCAAGGAAUCAAAUGGGAGAGUCCUCUGCCUCUACUAACCUCCUUGAAGAGGAGGAAUAUGACGCCUACAUGAAGCAAUAUGAUGUGACCUACAAGACAGAGAUGACUGCCAUGGUGCAGGAACCUAGAGUCGGAGACGUUCCCCCUGUGAUAGUGAGUGAAUAUGAGAGAGAACAGUAUCUCACACAGAAGACGACGACAUAUGUUUCUGGACAGGAAUUCCAAAUAUCUGCUUUUGAGCAGAGAAUAAUCCAAGAGAUUGAGAUUCGCAUCCUGAAGAUAACAUACCAACAGAUAGUGACUGAAGAUAGGGAAGAGAUGGUCAUCAAUGUAGCCGAACAUGAAGCUCGGCAGCCCACCUUUGACACACCUGUCAAAAACUACAGAAUCCUUGAAGGCAUGGGGGUCACAUUCCACUGCAAAAUGGGUGGCACUCCACUGCCUAAGAUUGCCUGGUACAAAGAUGGCAACCGCAUCAGCCACGGAGGCCGUUACCAGAUGGAGUUUCUCCAGGACGGAAGAGCCAGUCUGCGUCUGCCCGUGGUGCUGCCAGAGGAUGAGGGUGUCUACACUGCUUAUGCUUGCAACAUGAAGGGCACUGCUGUGAGCUCUGGGAAGCUGUACAUUGAGCCUUCUGCUCCCCAGGGUGUUCAGCGCCAGUACCCACAGCCAGAGGCCAUGACAAGAAUUAGGUCCACAUCUCCUCGUUCUACCAGCUACUCUCCUGGGCGUUCCCCUAGCUUCUCCCCUGGACGUUCUCCAAGCUUUUCUCCCGGUCGUUCUCCCGGGCGUUCCCCAGCCCGUAGGCUUGAUGAUACUGAUACAACUCAGCUUGAAAGGCUGUACAAACCGGUGUUUGUCCAGAAGCCAUCUUCCUUCAGGUGCUCCGAGGGGCAGACAGCAAGAUUUGACCUGAAAGUUGUUGGCAGACCCAUGCCAGACACAUUCUGGUUCCACAAUGGUCAACAGGUUGUUAAUGACUACACUCACAAGAUAGUGAUCAAGGAAGAUGGAACUCAGUCAAUGAUUGUGGUUCCAGCCAUGCCCAAUGACUCCGGAGAAUGGACCGUGGUGGCCCAGAACAGAGCUGGAAAAACUACUGUUUCUAUGACUCUCACAGUUGAUGCCAAAGAAAACUUGGUGCGACCCCAGUUUAUUGAGAAGCUGAAGAACGUCAGUGUCAAGGAGGGCUCUUUGGUUGCGCUGGCUGUCAAAGCCAUUGGAAACCCUCUCCCUGAUAUUGUCUGGCUGAAAAACAGCGAUAUCAUCUCAUCCCACAAAUAUCCUAACAUUAAGAUUGAAGGUGUCAAAGGAGAGGCCCAGUUCAAAAUCCCCACAGCUGUUGGAUUUGACAGUGCCUGGUACACUGCUACAGCCAUUAACAAAGCCGGACGGGACACCACACGCUGCAGAAUCAACGUUGAGGUUGAGCACAGUGAACCAGAGCCUGAGCGGAGACUCGUUAUUCCCAAGGGGACCUACAAGGCCAAGGAGAUUGCUGCCCCAGAGCUGGAGCCACUGCAUCUUCGCUAUGGUCAGGACCAGUGGGAGGAGGGAGACCUCUAUGAUAAAGAGAAACAGCAGAAGCCCCAUUUCAAGAAGAAGAUGACAUCAGUCAGAAUGAAGCGCGUUGGACCUGUGCACUUUGAGUGCAGACUGACUCCUAUUGGUGACCCCAACAUGAUGGUGGAGUGGCUACAUGAUGGGAAACCUCUGGCUGCUGCCAACAGGAUGCGCAUGGUGAAUGAAUUUGGAUACUGCAGCCUGGACUACGAGGUUGCUUACGCAAGAGACAGUGGCGUCAUCACCUGUAGGGCCACUAACAAAUUUGGUGUCGAUCAGACCUCUGCCACACUGAUUGUGAAAGAUGAGAAAAGCCUUGUCGAGGAAACUCAGCUUCCCGAGGGAAGGAAAGGCAUUCCCAGGAUGGAUGAGAUAGAGCGCAUGGCCCACGAGGGUGGCCCUGCAGGUGUGUCUGGAGAUGACUACACAGAGAAAACAAAACCUGAAAUCGUCUUGCUUCCAGAGCCCGCACAAGUAUUGGAAGGGCAAAUUGCCAAAUUCCGCUGCCGUGUGACUGGGUAUCCAACUCCCAAAGUCAACUGGUACCUGAAUGGACAGCUUAUCCGCAAGAGCAAGAGAUUCAGGCUUCAGUAUGAUGGUAUCUACUACCUUGAGAUUACUGACAGCAAGUCCUAUGACUCUGGAGAAAUUAGAGUCGUUGCCGAGAAUCCCGAAGGUGUUGUUGAGUACACUGUGAAGCUGGAGAUCCAACAGAGGGAGGACUUCAGGACGAUUCUCAGACGCGCCCCUGAGAUUAAACCCACAAUUGAACCCUUCGGAGAGCAUGGCAGAGUGUCUUUUGAAGUUGUGAAGGUUGACAAGCCUAGUGAGGUCUCCCAGCAGAAAGAGGUCGUAAAACUGAGAAAAGUUGAGAGAGUUGUCCAUGACAUAUCUACAGAGGAGACGGCAGAACUGAGAAGCAAAUUCAAACGUAGGACAGAGGAGGGCUAUUACGAGGCUAUUACUGCUGUUGAGCUCAAGAGUCGCAAGAAGGAUGAGUCUUAUGAGGAAAUGCUGAAGAAGAGGAAAGAUGAGCUUCUUCACCACAUCAAGGAAAUGUCUGAGGCUGAGAGGAAGAAGAUGGAAGAACAAGGCAAAGUCACCAUCCCCACCAUUAGACCAGAAAAAGUGGCUCUCUCUCCCAGCAUGGAGGCUCCAAAGAUCCUGGAGCGUAUCCAGAGCAAAACAGUUGCUAUUGGAGAUGAGGUUCGCUUCCGUUGUAGAGUUGUCGGAAAACCAGACCCAGAAUGCCAGUGGUUCAAAAAUGGUGUCUUGCUGGAGAAAUCUGACCGUGUUUACUGGUACUGGCCUGAAGACCAUGUCUGUGAACUGGUGAUUAGAGAUGUCUCUGCAGAGGACUCUGCAAGUGUCAUGGUCAAAGCUAUCAACAUUGCUGGAGAGACCUCUAGCCAUUCAUUUUUGUUGGUGCAAGCCAAGCAAGUUAUUACAUUUACUCAAAAACUGGAAAACGCACAUUCCAAAGAGAAGGACACCAUGGUUACCUUUGAAUGUGAAACAAAUGAGCCUUUUGUUAAAGUCAAAUGGCUGAAGAACAAUGCUGAGAUUUUCACUGGUGACAAAUACAGGAUGCACUCUGACAGAAAAGUACAUUUCCUGUCUGUUCUAAUGAUCACCAUGAAAGAUGACGAUGAAUAUUCUUGUGUUGUUAUUGAUGAUGACCAAGUAAGAACUUCUGCCAGACUCCAUGUGGAAGGUGCCGCUCUUGAAAUUCUGAAGAAACUGGAGAGUGUUGAAGUCCCUGAAACAUAUUCUGGAGAAUUUGAAUGUGAACUGUCUCGUGAAGAUGCUGAGGGAACAUGGUACUUUGAAAACAAGGAGAUCACUCCCAGCUUGAAAUAUGUUGUGUCCUCUCGCCGUGGACGUCACGGUUUGUCUGUGAAAGAUGUCAAGAAGGAAGAUCAGGGCAAAUACAUUUUCAAAGUUGGAAAUUUGAGCACAAGUGCUUCCCUGAAGAUGAAAUUGCGUCCUAUUACUCUGAUGCAAGGCCUCUCUGACCUGACUGUCUGUGAGGGUGAUAUUGCUCAGCUGGAGGUGCGCUUUUCACAAGAGAAUGUUGAGGGAACAUGGAUGAGAAAUGGACAACCCGUCUCAGCUUCAGACAGAGUUCACAUUGUCAUUGACAAACUGGUUCAUAAGCUGCUCAUUGAAAAUGUCAACAGAGAUGAUGCAGGAAUGUAUUCCUUUGUUGUUCCUGCUCAUGAUAUUUCCACGACUGGAAAGCUUACAGUGCAAACAAUUGGCAUCUUGUCACCACUCAAGGACGUUACCUCUAUUGAAGGCACCAAGGCUGUUCUGGAGUGUAAGAUCUCUGCAGCUGAUGUCAGCUCAGUGAAAUGGUACCAUAAUGACAAGCAGGUGAUGGCCACAGACAGAAUCCAGAUGGUUGCCAAGGGAACCAAACAGCGUCUGGUGCUCACCAGGUCCUUUGCCUCUGAUGAAGGUCAAUACAAGCUGGUUGCUGGCAGAGUUGACACAAGCUGCAAAGUGACUGUUGAGAAAAUUUCCAUUGUGAAGCAUAUGGAGGACCGUGUUUGCACAGAGACCCAGAAUGUGACUUUUGAGGUGGAGUUGUCUCACCCUGGUAUUGAUGCAGUUUGGACCUUAAGGAACAAUGUGCUCAAAGCAGGUGCAAAAUACAAGAUGGAGUCCAAAGGCAAACGCUACAGCCUUACAGUCAUCAAUACCAUGAAGGAUGAGGAGGGGCAGUAUGCAUUUGCUGCUGGAGAGAAAACAUCCAGUGCAAGACUUACUGUAUCAGGUGGUGCUAUCAACAGACCCCUUCAGGACCAGACUGUGGCAGAAUCUCAGAGUGCUGAGUUUGAGUGCGAAGUCGCCAAUGCCAGUGCUAAGGGCAAAUGGCUGAAGGAUGGCCAGCCUGUUGACUUCAGUGAUAAUGUCCACAGCGAAGACAAGGGUGCUGUGAGGCGCCUUAUUAUUUCCAUUACAAGGACUCAGGACGUUGGUGAAUACACCUACCAGGUGGCCAACUCCAAGACAUCAGCCAACCUGAAAGUUGAAGCUGUAAAAGUGAAAAAGACUCUUAAGAACCAAACUGUGACUGAGACUCAGGAGGCUGUGUUCAGCCUUGAGCUCACCCACACAAAUGUGAAGGGAUCUCAGUGGACCAAGAAUGGCGUUGAGCUUGUUCCAAGUGACAAGUAUGAAAUCACCAUGGAUGGCAUGGUGCACACUCUAAAGAUCAAGAACUGCACCACACAAGAUGAAUCGGUCUAUGCAUUCAAACUGGGAAAACUCACUGCCAAUGCCAGACUGAAUGUUGAAACAAUCAAAAUUGUGAAGAAGCCAAAAGACAUCACCUGCCUGUUGGAUGCCACUGCCUCCUUCGAACUGAGCCUAUCCCAUGACAACAUUCCAGUGAAAUGGAUGUUUAAUAACAUCGAACUGAAGCCAAGUAACACCUGCCAGAUACAGUCAGAGAGGAAAGCACAUAAACUUAUCAUCCAGAACAUUGACGCCAGCAAGGCUGGGGAAUACACUGCUGUGGUUGGACAUCUGCAAUGCAGUGCCUACCUGCAUGUUGAAUCCCUGCGUGUCACAAAGCCUAUGAAGAAUAUUGAAGUCCCUGAGACCCAAGUGGCAACCUUUGAGUGUGAAGUGUCACACUUCAAUGUACCAUCCACUUGGCUGAAGAAUGGUGUGGAGAUCGAGAUGAGUGAGAAGUUCAGAAUUGUGGUGCAGGGAAAGCUCCACCAGCUCAAGAUCAUGAACACCAGCAGAGAUGACGCAUCAGAGUACACCUUUGUCUGUGGAAAUGACAGAGUCUCUGCAACACUGACAAUUAGCCCCAUUUUGAUCACCUCCAUGCUGAAAGAUCUCAAUGCUCAGGAGAAGGACACUAUUACCUUUGAGGUUACUGUCAAUUAUGAAGGCAUCACCUACAAAUGGUUGAAAAAUGGUGUGGAAAUUCGGUCCACAGAUAGGUGUCAGACUCGAAGCAAGCAACUCACUCACUCUCUCACCAUACGCAAUGUGCACUUUGGUGACAGUGCAGACUACAAGUUUGUUGCCGGAUCUGCUGAAACAUCUGCAAAACUCUAUGUUGAUGCUCGUGUGAUUGAGUUCACAAAGCACAUCAAAGACAUCAAGAUUACUGAGAAGAAGAAGGCUAUUUUUGAAUGUGAAUUAUCUGAACCUAAUAUACAAGUGACAUGGAUGAAAGAUGGACAGGAACUUGAAGUAUCUGAGAGGUAUAAGGUUACCACAGAGAAGUUCCUACAUCGUUUGAUGAUUCAGACCGUCCGUCUGUCUGAUGCUGGAGAGUACUCUGUGGUUGCUGGUUCCAGCAUGUCAAGGGCUCAUCUCACAGUUGAAGGCCGUGACGUCCGGAUCACAGAACCUGCUGAGAAAGAUAUCACUGUUGUUGAGAAACAGAGGGCUACAUUCGAGUUUGAAGUAAAUGAGGAUGACAUUGAGGGCCGCUGGCUGAGGAAUGGAGUUGAGAUCCAGUUUUUCUCAGAGGAGCGGUUCAACUAUGUGGUUAUUAGGAAGAUUCACCGUCUGGCAAUCACUGAGACCUACAGAACUGAUGCUGGGGAGUACACCUUUAUUGCUGGCAAGAACAGGAGUGUGGUAACACUUCACGUCAAAAUUCCUGAGCCUCCCAGAAUCGUCCGCCAGAUGGAGGCGCUUACGGUUGAGGCUGGCAAGCCUGCUCGCUUCAAUGUGGAGGUGGCAGGUGUCCCUCAGCCUCAGGUAGCUUGGUACAAGAACUCCCAGGCUCUGUCAGCUGGGUUUAAAUGCAAGUUCCUUCGAGAUGGGAAUGAGUAUGCACUGCUGCUGAUUGAGGUCUUCCCGGAGGAUGCUGCAGUUUAUAACUGUGUGGCCACAAAUGACUUUGGCCAGGCAUCUAGUUCUGCUAAUCUUACUGUGGAAGUCUCAGAGGUGGUGUCUCCCGAGUCAGGUGCUCCCCUCUCUCCCCCUGUCAUCAUCUCUCCAAUUCACAAUGCCUCUGCCAAGGAGGGUGAAUCUGUCAGAUUCCAGUGCCGUGUCUCUGGAGAUGAUCUUAAGAUCAUGUGGUACUGCAAAGAUAAAGAGCUCAAGCAGUCUGAGUUCUUCAGGAUGUCCCAGUUUGACGAUAAUUGCAAAUUGGAGAUUGCCAGAGUGUACCCUGAGGAUGAGGGGGAGUACACUUGCGUUGCCCGUAACUCUGCAGGAAUGGUCUCAUGCUCUGCUUUCCUGAACCUCGAUGGAGAAAUGCACACUCAGGACACUGCAUCCAAACAGUGGCAUGCCACUUCCAGUCUCUCCACAAGCAUAUCAAGUGUUAAGAAGGAACCAAUUGGUCAAAAGCCCACUUUUAUUCAGCCUAUUAUGAGCUGCUCCGUGUAUAACGGGGAAGUGGCCAGAUUCCAUGCUUGUGUGUCCGGCAUGCCAAGGCCAGAAAUCAGCUGGUUUCACAAACGGGAACCCAUAAAACCAACAAAAAAUGUUGUCUUCCAUUUCGAUGAGAUGACAAACACUGCCACACUUAUCAUAGUAGAUGCUUUCUCUGAGCAUGCCGGACUGUACACAUGCAAAGCAGUCAAUAGUGCAGGAGAGGCGGUUUGCACGGCUACCCUGACAGUAACUGCAGAAGUGCCUAUGCAAGAGGUGAUUGAAGCCAAAAUUGAGGAAGAAGUCAAAGAGUUUUCUAGCCUGACUGUGACGACUGAAGAAGAAGAAUCCUACAGAACUUCCCUCCAAUUGCCUGAAAAAUCUAAAACACUUGAACUCAAGUCAGAGCAAAAAAUGUACUCAAGUUCUAUUGAAAAGAAAAAAGAAAAGCCCAUUUUUAUUACCCAACUUGCUCCUGUUGCUGUCACAACAGGAGACACAGCUCGAUUGACUGUCAACAUUUCUGCUUUCCCUAAACCAAAAGUUCAGUGGUUUCAUAAUGGCAGAAUCAUUAUAUCAUCCUCUGUCUACACAUUCAUAGAAAAUAGAGAUGAGUACACAUUAAUUAUCUCUGGGGUUAAGAAGGAAUAUGAAGGAGAAUACUCUUGUGUUGCAACUAACAAAUUUGGCAAGUCAACUUGCACAACCACUCUUAACGUAAAUCUAAGUGAUGUUACACAUGCAGAGAGGUGGGUUGAACAAAUGUUCAAGGUACCUGGCCAGCCUCCGUGUUUCACCACACAGAUUGAAUCAGUGCAAUGUGCAGAAGGGGGCGAAGCAAAAUUUCAGUUUAAAGUUAGCGGAUCACCACCCCCUGUAGUUCAGUGGUUUAAAGGUAGUUACCAAAUUCAAUCAAGUAACCGUAUCACCAUAGUCUACAACCCUGAUGGCUCAGGAUUAAUGAGAAUGACUGGCCUUCAUCAGCAAGACAGUGGGCUCUACACAUGCAAAGCAUCCAAUUCUUCUGGAGAAGCUUCCAGCAGUGCUGAACUGAUUGUCUUCCGUGAGACUGCUUCCAUAUCCCGCCACAAAGAAAAGGUAGUCACCCAGAAGCAGAAAGGCUACAAAGUUUCGAUGACCGAGCAGGCAACUGAGUCCCGUCUAUACAUGGUUAACAUCCCAGGCGAGACUAAAGAGCAAGCAGGACGUCAAAUGAUUUACACCAUUGGCACUGAGGAUAGACAGGUUGACACCAGUGAACAGGUAGACACCUUAAGGGAGGUAGAUAUUUCUGCUGCCACCAUUCAUAGAGAGCAGGUAACCCACCAGGCUGCAGUCUUGGAGUCUCAUGAGGUGCAAGAGAGAGUGACCAUGGGUCCCCCUCGGCCACAGCCAGCAGUUGCGACUCCAGUAAAACAGCUUCACACGGCUGCCCUAACAUCUGCCGUUGAGGAAAAUCAAGGGUUCACAGAGCAGCACUCUGAACGCAUCAAAAGCCCUGAGAUCACAGAGCUAGAAAUGGCAAGGGAACAGCCCUCAAAGUUGAUGUCUGCAAUAUCUGAAAACAUAACACCUUUCACCAUUGUAAAAGCUGGACCUUUAGCUAAGAGAGAAGAGGAAAAGAUGGAGUCAACUCGUGAACCAAAACACCCUAUCAGUAGUCAUCAGGUUGAGACCACACUUUCAAUUAUGAAAGAGAAAUCACAGACAAUUCCAACACCACAAGUUGAGAAAAGCUACAAAGUCAAAGAAGGUGUGAAAAUUCUGUAUUCUGCUAUAUCAACAGGGAAUCAAGAAAUCACUGAGGGCCACUCUGCAGAAUUAGCCACUUCAGAUUCAGCUAUACAAUCUUCUGUGAAAAAAGAACAGCCAAAACCUGUUAUACUUUCAGUAAGUGAGACUAAACAGACAUUAUCAAAAGAGGAAAUAUUUAUCAUAUCGAGACCAGGGGAAGAGGUGGCUCACACCACCAAAGAUAAGGCACUUAAGACUGCUCUUACAGCAGAAGAAAAGCGUGAGCUUCAAGCAGAGCGCAUGGGUGAACUUCCUGGUUUAGACAGCGCUGUAUCAGUGCACUCAGAGAGGGAACAAGAGCAAGUCUUGCACCUACAGCUGAUUAGUGAUCAAGGUAGUUUGCCCUCAGAGGGUCGGUUUACCUGUGAGAGACCAGCUGAGGAAAAGGCAGAUGUUAGGAAGAGUCCCACCCUGCUCCACUCAGUAUCUACAGAUGAGCAGAGAACCGUCACUUGUGAGGACUCUGCACAGUUUUCAUCAGAGAAGACCUCAUUGACUCUGCAGCCUCAGAAAGAACCCCUUGGGACCUUGCACCUUCAGUCUACUCAGUUCGAAAGUGCCCUGACCAAAGAGGGAAUGAUAUCUUUUGAGAAACCAGACCAGCAGGUGGCAGCACAGAGGCAGGAGAAAGCUCGUAAAAAUGCAGUUACAACUGAGGAAAAGAGGGAGCUUACAGCAGAUUACUACAAAACCCUUGACACAUCUGUAACAGGUGUUCAGUCUGAGCAUAAAAUAGAGCCAAAGCCUCAGAGUAUUCUUCAGGUUGUCUCCGAUCCUAUGCAACUGCCAAAGGAAACGCCUUUCUCGACUGAUAUGAAACAACAACGCGCAUUAGUCCAGAAGGAAGACCGCUGGAAUAUUGUACAUGUUACUUCUGUGUCUGACAGGCAAGAUUUAGAAGAGGGCCACACAGAUGAUUUGGGGUCAGUUGAGAAAUUCACAAGUAAGACUGAAGUGGAACCAAAAUUACCUUUGGAAUCCAUCACAAUAGAGGAGAGAGCAGUCUCAACUGAGAGCAGUGUGGCUCUUGAGGCAGCAGAACAAGAUUUUGCAGUCCAAAUUCAGGAGGGCCAGUCUGUCAGACAGUCUAUCGUUAUGGAUGAGAAACACAUCUUGACUGGAGAGCAGUCUAAAGAAAUCUCUAAAUCUGAGACAACAACAGCAACUGUAGUUAAGCAGAGCAAAAGUGCCUUUAUGGUGUCAGAAUCUAGAGAGAGCCAAACCCUUCCGAAAGAGCUCACUUUUGUGAUCCAAGCACCAAAAUCAUUUACCUUGGAUGUCAGGCAUCAGUUGAAGAGUGCUUUACAGUCUGCUGUUGCACGAGAUCAACCUCUGAUACUGGCAGAUGUUGUGCAGAGUUUAGCAGUCGUAGAAGUACAAGAGGUUAAGGUACGUAGAGAGCCAAAGUAUGCGAUGUACACAUACCUAAUCACAACAACAGGUGCACCUAUUGAAAUCACAAUUGCCUUUGAGGGUGGCUAUCCCCAAACUGCAGAUCUGAAAAGUGAGCUUAAGGCUGCUUUCUACUCCAUAGUCUAUAGAGAGCAGCAGGUCCUGACAUCUGAACAGCCUGGCACGAUGCAAAUCGAUAGGCCUCAGAGAUUGCAGGUUACGAGCGCCUCUUCAAAAGAAAUGCUCUCAUCCAUGGUGCAAACAGUGCAGAUGAGUGAGAAUGUGUCAGAUUUGGCAGCGCCUAAGACACAGUCUGCCGCACUGAGAACUGAAACCAAAGCUUCCUUCCAGACAGUAACAGCACAGGAGCAAACUAUUGUGCAAGAGUCAAAAAGAGCCAUGGUACAGAUGACCACUGAAUCAAAAAUAGAAAUGGAAAAAUCCGUAGAUAUUUCUACUCAGGAAAGCAGAUCUGUGACAGUGUCGGGCCGUGAGAGAGAUGUUGGUGCAGCUGCUAUUACUACAGAUGUUCCCUUUGCACCAGUGCCUGUUGAGCAGUCAGUAGAUAUCCACAUUAAAAAGAAAAAAAUGGAGGGUUUUCUGAUAGAGGAAACCAUUACAACAACCAAAACUAUUGAAAAGGUUGGCAAAUACCCCCCGAUAUUUGAAACAGAAUUGGAAGAUGUUACAGUGGAGGAAAAAGGCACAGCCACUUUUACAGUGUCUGUAAAAUUUGUUAAAAAUGUCAAUUGGCUGUUCAAAGGAAAAAUUAUUAAAUCUGGCAAAGAGUUCAAGUGUUCCAAGCAACAUAACACAUACACACUAGUGAUCGACAAAGUAAUCAAGGAGAAGCAUGAAGGAGAGUAUGUCUGUGAGGCAGAGAAUGAAGGCGGCAAGACUACAACAUCCUCAAGACUCACAGUUGUCUUAAGAGUACCACCUGUUUUCAGGCACAAAGCCCAUCCACUGGAAGUCAACAUUGGCGCCAAUGCCAGAUUUGAGUGCGAGAUUGAAGAUGCACCAAAUGUCACUUUCAAGUGGUACAAGUCUGGCUCUGAGAUCAGACAAAGUGAGAAGUUCAUGAUCAUCAGCCGUGGCACCAUUUCCUCUUUGGAGAUUCUCAACCCAGCCAAGGUGGACACGGCUGAAUAUACCUGCAAAGCUUCUAACCAGCAUGGAAGUGACAGCUGCUCUGCUCGCCUCAACGUGACUGAACCGCCAGACUUUGCACAGAAACUUCCGAGCACAAAGUUUGUGAAGCUGAGCGACGCAGUCGUUCUCGAAUGCAAAGUGACGGGCACUGCCCCACUUCAGAUUAACUGGUUUAAAAACGAUUCAAAACUGACAGAUGGUCACAACUGCAAGACAUCAUUUGAUGGCUCAGUGGCAGUCCUCCAUGUUUCCUCCGCGUCAUUUGACGAUGGUGGAGUGUAUACAUGUGAGGCUCAGAAUGACGCUGGAACUAAAAGCUGCAGCGCAACACUCACAGUGAAAGAACCACCAUCUUUCAUCAAAGUGCCUCAACCUGUUGAAGGACUGAAAGGCAAAGACGUCAGUCUGAACUGUGAAUUGAAGGGCACAGCACCGUUUGAGAUAACCUGGUUCAAAGAUAAAAAGGCACUAAAGGAGGGCAGAAAAUAUAAGUUUGUGUACGAAGGAUGCUCUGCAACUAUGCAUAUCCUUGGUCUGGAAGCUUCAGAUGCUAUUGAGUAUGAGUGCAAAGCAUCCAACAGUGUAGGAAGUGACACAUGCAAUGUGUCUGUUAAACUGAGAGAGCCACCAGUCUUUGUGAAGAAGCUGUCCAAUAUGACAGCAGUGUCUGGUGAAGAAGUGACUUUGGUUGCCACGAUUAAAGGCUCUCAGCCAAUGACUGUAUCUUGGGUUCAGGACAAAGACCAUGUUCUUAGGGAUGGUGACAACCGCAAGAUUACCUUUGAGAACAACCAGGUCACUCUUAAAAUCUUUAAGGCUGACAAAACCACUGCUGGGAAGUACACCUGUCAGCUCAAAAAUGAUGCUGGGGUGGCAGAGUGCAUUGCUAACCUGACUGUUUUAGAGCCGGCUUUAAUUAUUGAUAGGACAGAGUCUUUUAGUGUCACAGAAGGAGACAUAGCCGCCCUAGAGUGUACUGUAGCUGGAACUCCCGAGUUAAUGCCAAGGUGGUACAGAAAUGGAGUGGAACUGUCGUCUGGAAAGAAGUACAAGAUCACCUUUGCAAAAAUGAUCUCCAGUCUUAAAAUUUUGACAAGCGAGAGGGACGACUCUGGAGAGUACACAUUCGAGGUCAAAAAUGAAGUUGGCGCUGAUGUCAGCAAAAUACACCUCAAUGUCCUAGAUAAAAUAAUUCCUCCGGCGUUCUCACGGAAAUUGAAAGAUGUACAGAGUAUUGUGGGUAAAUCUGGUGAACUGGACUGUAAAGUGUCUGGAUCUUCACCUUUCACAAUCUCUUGGUACCAUGAUGGAGCGGAGAUCACAAGUGGACCUAACUACGAAAUUAUGUUCAGCGACAACACCUGCACUUUGAAAGUUCCCACACUCAAACUGUCUGAUUCUGGAACGUACAAGUGCAAAGCUGUCAACAAAGCAGGAACCGCUGAAACCAGUUCAACUUUCGUUGUAAAAGAGCCUCCAUCUUUUGUGACUCAACCUCAACCACUGGAAGCGUUGCCCGGCUCAAGCGUUACAUUUGCUGCUACUGUGAGGGGAAGUGCCCCUCUAAAACUGAAAUGGUUUAGAGGGAGCAAGGAAGUUUUGCCUGGAAGGGACUGUGCAAUAGCUCUCAAAGGUGACAUGGCUACGUUGGAGCUCCGCAACGUUGAUAAAUCCCACGCAGGAGAGUACACAUGCCAAAUUAUUAAUGAUGCUGGAAAGGAGAACUGCACAGUGAACCUGUUUGUGAAAGAACCUGCUCGUUUCAUUAAAAAACUUAAAGACCUUUCUGUUGAAAUGGGCAAAUCCAUGAUUCUUGAAUGCACAUACAGUGGAAGCCCAGAAAUUCAUGUUAAAUGGCAUAAGGAUGGGCAAGAGAUAUAUUCCUCUUACAAGUACAACAUGACAACAACUGAGAGCUCCUGCAUCCUGGAGUGUCUAAACAGUGAUAAAGAGGCUGCAGGAAAAUACUCUUGCGAAGUCUCCAAUGGAGCCGGAACUGAUACUUGUCAUGCCAAUGUGUCCAUAUUAGAACCUCCAUACUUUAUUGAACAAUUGGAGCCAAUGGAUGUCACAGCUGGAGAUGCUGUUUGCUUGAAAUGCCAAAUAGGGGGCACACCUGAAAUUAAAGUAUCCUGGUUUAAAGCCGAUGGAAAAUUGAGAUCCUCUGCCAUGUGCAAAAUGGAAUUCUCAAAAGGUGUAGCCUGUCUGAAAAUUAGUAAAACGUCUAAAGCAGACAUUGGAGAAUAUACAUGCAAAGCUGAAAACAGCAUUGGAUCAGCAUCCUCCAGUUGCCAACUAACUGUACAAGAGGUCAAAACACCACCAUCUUUCCCCAAGAAAAUUACUAGUAUACAACAAACUGAGGGACAGGCAGUCAGAUUUGAGUGUCGUGUGGCUGGAUCCUCCCCCAUGGAGAUCUCUUGGCUUAAAGAUGGUGAAACCUUGAGAAAUGACGCUGAAUUCUCAAUGAGUUUCGAUGAUAACUCUGCCGUCCUUCAAAUUGCCAGAGGAGAAAUGAGACACUCUGGGGAAUAUACUUGUGUCGCAACAAAUAGUGUUGGGACAGCCUCUUGCAGAGCCAAACUCACACUUCAAGAGCCAAGAUAUCCACCAGUUUUUGAUAAAAAGCUUUUGCCAGUGGACGUUACGGUGGGAGAUAGUGUGGAGAUGGAAUGUCACAUGACUGGAUCUUUGCCAAUGAAAGUGACAUGGUCAAAGGAUCACAAAGAUAUUCGCACUGGCGGAAAUUAUAAAAUAUCAUGUGUGGAUAACACUGCACACCUCACCAUUCUAAAAGCAGAUAAAAAUGACUCUGGACGCUAUUCUUGCCAUACUAGUAAUGACAUGGGAAAGGACUCUUGUUCUGCUGAAGUAUCUGUGAAAGAGCGUAAAAUUCCUCCCAGCUUCACCAAAAAGCCCUCUGAAUCUAUCGAGGAAGUUGAGGCCAAGGUGGUGAAACUAGAGGCCCGUCUGUCUGGAUCUCAGCCCAUAACAGUGAACUGGUACAAAGAUGGCAGUGAAAUCUCCAGCUCUGACGACUAUGACAUAUCCUUCAAGAACAAUGUGGCUGUGCUCUGUAUCAAGAAGUCUCAGUGCUCAGACAGUGGCACAUACACCUGCAAAGCCACUAACGAAGCUGGCAGCGACAGUUGCCAAGCUACAGUGAGAAUCUCAGAACACAAGGUGCCUCCGACCUUCGACAUACCUCUUAAGCCAGUGACCAUUAAUGCGGAUGACAAGCUCACCCUGAGCUGCCACGUCCGUGGCUCUCCUCCGCUGAAGGUUCAGUGGAUGAAGGACAGACGGGAGGUGUCGUCCUCAGCCAGCACAAAGAUCACCUUUGUAAAUGGCACAGCCACUUUGGAGAUUGUCCGUGUGUCCAAGAAUGAUGCUGGAGAUUAUUUGUGCAAGGCUACAAAUGAGGCUGGAAGUGAAUUUUGCAAGUCCAAAGUGACUGUGAAAGAAAAAGCCGCUGCCGCAGCUCCAGCACCUGAAGCGGCCCCUGCAGCCAAACCAGCAAAGAAGCUUGAUAACUUGUACUUCAUCGAAGAACCCAAGACUGUUCAUAUCACAGAGAAGGGUACAGCAACCUUCAUUGCUAAAGUUGGUGGUGACCCAAUCCCCAACGUGAAAUGGAUGAAGGGCAAGUGGAGACAGGUUACUCAUGGUGGUCGCAUCACCAUCGAGCAGAAGGGUCAAGAGGCCAAGCUGGAAAUCAGGGAGGUUACCAAAUCUGACUCUGGACAGUACAGAUGUGUUGCAUCUAACAAACACGGAGAGAUUGAGUGCAGUGCUGACAUGAAUGUCGAGGAGAAGAAAGAGAUUGUCCCUGAGACAGUGAAACUGAAGAAGACACCUUCAAAGCAGAAAAGUCCAAAGGAAGGCCAAGAGAUUGAUAUUGUAGAGUUGCUGAGGAAUGUAGAUCCAAAGGAAUAUGAGAAGUAUGCUCGCAUGUACGGGAUCACUGAUUACCGUGGUCUCCUACAAGCUAUUGAGCAGUUGAAGAGAGAGAAGGAGGAGGAGAGUGGACGACCUGAGGGAAGUUUGGCUUCAAGAGAGUCAGAUGAAGAUUUGGCUCAAAUCGUGGCUGAUUUGCAAAAGAGAAUGGAACAGACAGAGCCUGUUACUCUUGUGAAAGACAUCACUGAUCAAACAACAGAUGUUAACAAGGAGGCUGUGUUUGAAUGUGAAAUUAAAAUCAACUACCCAGAGAUCACCUUGUCCUGGUACAAGGGUACACAGAAGCUUGACACUAAUGAUAAAUAUGAGAUCAAAAUUGUUGGUAACCGCCACAUACUGAAGAUUAAGAAGUGCCAGACUGGUGACGCAGGCAAUUACCGGGUUGUAUGCGGGCCACAUAUCUCCAGUGCCAAACUCACAGUACAGGAAGCUAAAGUGGAAGCACAUUUGGAGGAAACUGCUGGUAAGGAAGGCCAAACCUGUAUUCUGACUUGCCAGUUCUCUAUACCUAAUGUAAAAACUCAGUGGUUUAAAAACGGAAAGCUUUUAGAGCCAAGCAGCAGAUACACAUUCACUGUGAUUGAUAAGAUUCAGAGGCUCUCUAUCAAAAAUGUAAGACCUGAAGACCAAGGACAGUAUACCUGCAAAUAUGACAACCUUGAAUCAACAACAAAUCUUUGGGUUGAAGCUGAACAAAUUCACUUCACCAAACGCAUCCAGAACAUUGUGGUGAGGGAGCGACAGUCAGCCACUUUUGAAUGUGAGGUGUCUUUCGACAAUGCUAUUGUAACAUGGUACAAAGACACUUGGGAACUCAAAGAGAGCCCAAAGUAUAACUUCCGAAGCGAAGGUCGACGUCACUUUAUGAUCAUCCGCAACGUAACCAACGAAGAUGAAGGCGUAUACUCAGUGAUUGUGAGGUUGGAGCCCAGAGGUGAAGCUAAAAGCACAGCUGAACUUUACCUGUCAGGCAAAGAAAUUGAGUUAGGAAGGCUGCCUUAUGAUGUCCCUGACACAUCAAUUCAAGUGCCCGAUGCACCUACUGCAUUUGCCAUUAAAGAAGAGUCAUCAACUGAAUACUAUCAGUAUGAGGAGAAGAUGGAGAUACGAGAACGAGAAAUCUGGACAGAAGAAAUGGUAGUGCAGGAGGUCACUACAGUUGAAGUUCCAAGGGUGCCUGUGGAGGAACCAGUCCAGAGGGCGAAAUUAGGCAUGAGAGAGGAAGCUCCAGAGAGAGUUCCUGAGGCUUCCAAGCCUGAAGAGAAACCAUCUAUCAAAGAACCAAAGAAACAGGAACCAGCUAAAGUACCUGAAGCCAAGAAGCCCGUGGAGGAAAAAGUAAUUCCAGUAAAAGUGCCAGAGAAAAAGGAUGUUCCACCACCAAAAGAACUCGAAGAGCCAAAGGUUUCUGUUCCUAAGCCAACUCCCACUGCUCCUGUAGAACAACAGGUCACUCCUAAAAAAGAUGUCCAAACACCUGCAGCACCUGCGGCUACUGAGCCUAAACCAAAGGUGCCGGCUGAGCCUAAACCACAGGUGGCUGUUGAACCGGAACCUAAGCCCGAAUCUAAAGCAGCACCGGCAAAGAAACCAGAAGCUCCCCACGCUAAAGUCCCUGUGGAGGCAAAGAAACCCACUGUGUCAGAACCAUCAGAGCCACCAAAAACAGUACCAGCUAGAAAACCAGAGCCGACGCCAACCCUGCCAGAAGUUGCCGCACCAAAAGUGCCUGAACCUGAAAAGAAACCUCUUGAAAGAAAACCUGAGCCAUUAAAAGAAGAGGUUACUCCCCAGAAAGUGACUGAACCAGAAAAGAAGGCCCCUCCUGCAAAAACUCCAUUCUCAAUAAAAGAAGAAGUACCUCCCCAGAAAGUGCCUGAGGAGAAAAAGAAGACACCAGUAAAAGAACCUGCAGCACCAAAAGUGCCUGAACCAGAGAAGAAGGCGGCUCUUGAUACAAAACCGGUGUCGGUAAAACCUGAGGUUGCUCCCCCUAAAGUACCUGAGCAAGAAAAGAAAACUCCUGAAAAGACUCCUGUGCCAGAGAAAAAGGAAGUUGCCCCGGCUAAAGUGCCUACCCCUGAAAAGAAACCAUCACCUGAAGCUGCAAAGAAAUUGUCUCCACCUCAAGUACCAAAAGCUGAAAAGAAACCAUCUCCUGAACCUGCUGCAAAAAAAGUCUCUCCACCUGAAGUGCCAAAAGUUGAAAAGAAACCUUCCCCUGAACUUGCUACAAAGACAGAAUCACCUACUGAACUUGAAGAUGGUGGAAAAGGACCUGUUUCUGCACCUGGACCAGUUAAGAAAGAGGGAACUCCUAAAGAUACAGGAGCAGCAGGUGGAAGAGGAAGAGGCUUGAAACCAAAACAAACUCCAUCUCCAGGAGAAGGUAGAGGCAGAGGCCUGAAACCUGGAGGUGGAGGCAAACCUCCAGAGGAGCCACCAUUCGCUGGAUUCCAGCUGAAGGCUGUCCCACUGAAAUUCAUCAAGGAGCUCAAAGACAUUGUGUUGUCAGAGGCCGAGUCGAUUGGUACCUCUGCUGUGUUUGAGUGUGAGGUGUCGCCCUCCACUGCCAUCACCACAUGGAUGAAGGAUGGCAGCAACUUGAGGGAGAGCCCUAAGCACAAGUUCACUUCUGACGGCAAAGACCGCAAACUGGCAAUUAUUGACGUCCAACUCUCUGACCGCGGUGAAUACACUUGUGUGGCUACGCUUGGCAAAAAGGAGAAGACCUCAACUGCCAAGCUCAUUGUGGAAGAGCUGCCAGUGAAAUUCGUGAAGACACUUGAGGAGGAAACGUCUGUUAUGAAGGGACAGCAUCUGUACCUGACCUGUGAGUUGAACAAGGACAAGGAGGUGACAUGGAAGAGAAAGGGCACACCUUUUAUAACAGUCCCUGGAAAGAUCCAAAUAGCUUCCAUUGGACUGCAACGUGCUGUGACAAUCCAGAACGCUCAAGAAGAGGAUGCUGGACUUUACGUAUGCGAGUGUGAAAAUAUCCAGACAGAGUCAAAGGUCAAAAUUAUUGAAAUCAUCAAAGACUGGUUAGUGAGACCACUGAAAGACCAGCAUGUGAAGCCUAAAGCUACUGCCACAUUCAAGUGUGAACUCUACAAAGACACCCCAAAUUGGAAGUGGUUCAAGGGGGAUGAGGAAAUCCCUAACGAUCCAACAGAUAAAACAGAGGUUACGAAGGAUGGUAAAGAGCUUACUUUGACCAUCAAAAAUGCAGCCCCUGGUGAUGUUGCAGAGUAUGCCAUGGAAGUAGAGGGUCGUAGAUACACUGCAAAGCUGACACUUGGGGAGCGUGAAGCUGAGAUCCUGAAGCCUCUGUCUAGUAUUGAAGUUGUGGAGAAAGAGGAGGCCAACUUUGACACUGAAAUUUCAGAAGAGGAUGUUCCUGGAGAAUGGAAACUUCAGGGACGAGUUCUGCAGAGAUCACCAACAUGUGACAUCAGAGCAGAGGGUGCCAAGAGAUUCCUCACUCUAAAGGAUGUUCAGCUUGACCAGUCUGGUGAAGUGUCAUAUCAGGCUCUGAAUGCCAUCACCACUGCAAUGCUCACAGUCAAGGAGGGCGAAGCACGCUUCGUCGUAAAAUUGCAAGAUUAUACAGCAGUUGAAAAGAACGAGGUUGUCCUGGACUGUGAGUUGAACAAAGAUGUCCCAGUGAGAUGGUUUCAUAAUGAGGCAGAAAUCAAGGCCUCAAAGAUGGUGACAAUAAAGACUGAAGAGAAACGACGGAUACUGAUAAUUAAGAGAGUGGGAGACAAAGAUAAAGGUCAAUACGUGUGUGACUGCGAAACUGACAAGACCUUGGCUAAUCUCAAUAUCGAAGCACGUGACAUCAAAGUGGUUAAGCCAAUGUAUGGUGUUGAUCUCUUUGAUGGAGAGACAGCCCGUUUUGAGGUUGAGCUCUCUGAGGAUGAUGUACAUGGCCAGUGGAAACUGAAUGGAGAAGUCCUUACUCCUUCAGCUGAUGUUGAAAUUAUUGAGGAUGGAGCAAAGCACACCUUAAUACUGUAUAACUGCAAAGUUCCCCAAUCCGGGGAGUUAACCUUCCAUGGAGCAAAUGCCAAAUGCACAGCAAUUCUGAAAGUAAAAGAGAUUCCGGUGACUUUCAUUACACCUUUGAGUGACGUGCAUGUGUAUGAGAAAGAUGAGGCGAGGUUUGAGUUGGAGGUGUCCAGAGAGCCCAAAACUUUCCGCUGGCUCAAAGGAACUCAGGAGCUUGAGAAUGAUGACAAGUUUGAGAUCAUUCAAGAAGGGAAAAGGCACACUCUAGUGGUGAAGGCGGCUGGCUAUAGUGAUGAGGCCAAGUAUGCCUUUGAGGCAGAGGACAACAGAACGUCAGGCAAACUUAUCAUUGAAGGCAUUCGUCUUGAGUUUGUCAAGCCCAUCAAGGAUGUGACCGUGAAGGAGCGCGAGACUGCGGAGUUCAAAGUUGAACUUUCGCAUGACAAUAUACAGGUCACAUGGUACAAGAAUGACAAGCGCCUGCACCCCAGCAAAUUGGUGCACAUGUCAGAUGAUGGCAAGGUCCACACCCUCUCCUUCAAGGAAGUGUCCAUUGAUGACACUUCCCUGAUUAAAGCAGAGGCUCUCGGAAAGACCUCAGAGGCCAUGCUCACUGUUCUGGAGGGAGAUCCUUACUUUACGACUAAGCUUCAUGACUACACAGCUGUUGAGAAGGAUGAAGUUAUCCUGCACUGUGAAGUGAGCAAGUCCCAUGCUGAGGUGAAAUGGUUCCAUGAUGGCAAGGAGCUUACCCCCUCCAAGAAUGUUCAGAUCAAAUCCGAUGGAAAGACGCGCACUCUUACAUUAAAGAUAGCUGAGAAGACCAACACUGGUGAAUACACCUGUGACUGUGGUUCUGACAAAACUACCGCUAAAUUGAACAUUGAAGAACGUGACAUCAAGGUUGUACGCCCCCUGUACAGUGUUGAAGUAAUUGAGACAGAAACUGCCCGAUUUGAGACUGAGAUCUCUGAGGAAGAUGUUCAUGGGAAAUGGAAGCUAUUGGGAGAGACCCUUCACUCAUCUGCUGACGUUGAGAUUAAGGAAGAGGGAACCAAGCACAUACUGAUCCUCUACAACGUGCGCAAGGAUAUGGCUGGAGCAAUCGACUUCCAUGCUGCAAACGCCAAGUCCAAUGCCCAGCUGAGAGUUAAAGCACGGGUGAUAGGCCUCAUGAGGCCUCUGAAGGAUGUUACAGUCACUGCUGGAGAGACUGCCACCUUUGACUGUGAACUCUCCUAUGAGGGCAUAACUGUGGAAUGGCUCCUUGGGGGUACCAAGCUGGAACCAAGCGACAGGGUUGUCACCAGGGCAGAAGGGAGAGUGCACACGCUGAGUAUUAGGGAUGUUAAGCUGACGGAGGCCGGGGAAGUAAAACUCACUGCUAAGGACUUCGAGACACAAGCCAACCUUAAAGUGAAUGAGGCCCCAGCUGAGUUCACUAAACCUCUGGAGGACCAGACAGUUGAGGAGGAGGCCACUGCUACACUAGAGUGUGAAGUUUCCAGGGAAAACGCGGAGGUAACAUGGUACAGAGAUGGACAGGAGAUCCGCAAGACCAAGAAGUAUGACAUGGUUGCCGAUGGCCGUGUAAGAAAACUUCUUAUUCACGAUUGUGCAAUCGAUGACUCAAAGACAUAUACCUGUGAUGCCAAACAUUUCAAGACGUCAGCUUUCCUGAACGUUGAGCCUCCACAUGUUGAGUUCUCUACGCCACUCCAUGAUGUUGAGGUCAAAGAGAAGGAAACAGCACAGUUUGAAUGCGAAGUAUCCAGAGAAAACGCAAAGGUCCGCUGGCUGAGGGAUGGCUGUGAGAUCCGUAAAGGCAAAAAGUAUGAGAUAAUUGCUAAAGGUGUUAAGCGUAUUCUGGUCAUUCACAAGGCCGUAUUUGAUGAUGAGGCAGAAUACGAAUGUGACGCAAAGACCUCCAAGAGCUCCGGCAUGCUGACCGUUGUCGAGGAGGAAGCUAGAUUCACAAAGAAUCUGGCCAACUUUGAAGGAACUGAAACAGACAGUGUGAAAUUGAUCUGUGAAGUAUCCAAGGCCAGUGCAGAGGUCACUUGGUACAAGGGUGACGAGGAGCUGCAAGAGGGAGCCAAAUACGAGUGCAUCCAGGAUGGCCGGAAGAGGAUCCUUAUUAUUCAGGAUCUCCGCAUGGGUGAUGCUGGAGAAUAUGAAUGCAGACUUCCAAAUACAAAGACCACAGGCAACCUGAAGAUUAACGAAAUGGCUGCUGAGUUUAUUGCCAGACCUCAGAACCAGGAAGUUAUCGAAGGAAACAAGGCUGAGUUUGUGUGUUCAGUCUCCAAAGAUACCUUUGAGGUCAAAUGGCAUAAAGGUGACAAGGAGCUUACAUCUGAUGACAAAUACGAAAUUCGUGCUGACGGCAAAAAACGAGUUCUUAUUGUGAAGAACUGUGAUAGACAUGAUGAAGGUGGCUACAUUGCACACAUCGGCAGUGUCAGAGCAUCCGCUGAACUGACAGUUAUCGAGAAACUUAAGAUAAUUACGCCACUCAAAGACACCGAAACAGGAGAGGGACAGGAGACUGUUCUUAACUGCGAGGUGAAUACUGAAGAGGCCAAAGCAAAAUGGCUUAAAAAUGACGAGACAAUGUUUGAAAGCAGCAAGUUCAUUAUGACCCAGAAAGAUAACGUGUUCUCAUUGAGAAUCAAAGAGUCCCAGAAGUCAGAUGAUGGCAGUUACACCAUUAUGGUGACAAAUAGCCGUGGGGAACAGGUCAAGUGUUCUGCCCAGCUUACAGUACAAGAGGAGGACCUUAGAAUCAUUGUACCUAUUGAGGACUGUGAAACACAGGAGAAGAGAACGAUCGCCUUCCAAUGCAAGGUGAACAGACCAAACGUGACACUGAAGUGGAUGAAGGGUGGUCAGGAGAUCACAUUCAACAAGCGUAUUGUGUACAGAGUGGACAAAGACAAACACACCUUGACAAUCAAAGACUGCAACCUCAAAGACGAGGGAGAGUACAAAGUCAUUGCAGGAGCCGACAAGUGCUCUGCUGAGCUGAUCAUCAGCGAAGCACCAACUGACUUUGGCGUGCAGCUCAAAGACCAAACUAUCAUAGAGUUUGAAGACGCUGAGUUUACUUGUGAACUGACCAAGGAAAAGGCUGAGGUGAAAUGGUACAGAAAUGGACGUGAAAUCAGAGAAGGACCUAGAUACCGAAUGGAGAAAGAUGGCAAGAUUUGCAAACUCUGCAUCAAAGAAUGCAGACCAGAUGAUGAAUGUGAAUAUGCAUGUGGUGUGGAAGACAGGAAAUCCAGGGCUAGACUCUUUGUUGAGGAGAUCCCUGUUGAGAUUAUCAGACCUCCUCAAGAUGUAUUCGAGCCUCCUGGCUCUGAUGUCCUCUACGAGGUUGAGCUGAACAAAGACAGGGUGGACGUCAAAUGGUUGAGGAACAACAUGACCAUUGUCCAGGGUGACAAGUACCAGAUGGUGAGCGAGGGCAAAGUUCACCGACUCCAAGUCUGUGAAAUCAGACCUCGUGACCAGGGAGAGUAUAGAGUCAUUGCCAAGGACAAGGAUGCCAGAGCCAAGCUGGAGCUGGCUGCUGUGCCCAAGAUCAAGACUUUGGACCAGGACCUUGUGACAGAUGCUGGAAAGCCGUUCGUUAUGGGAGUUCCCUUCAGUGCUUACCCCAAGGCUGAUACAGAAUGGUUCUACGAGAGCACCAGUUUGCCAAGAGAUAAUGUUCAUACAUCUGCUGACAAGACAGAGUACAGACUGAAGGAUCCAAAGAAGUCUGAUCAGGGCAGAUACAAGGUGACCAUCAAGAACAAGCAUGGACAAGGAGAGGCCUUCAUCAACCUGACAGUUAUCGAUAUCCCCGGACCUGUUAAGAACCUCAAUGUGGCUGAUACUGCUGAUGGAGAAGUCAGCCUUGUGUGGGAGGAGCCAGAGAGUGAUGGUGGCAGCAAAAUCAUUGGCUACGUUGUGGAGAGACGCGACGUCAGACGCAAGACUUGGACUCUGGCCACCGACCGCGCCGAUAGCACAGAGUACACUGUGACAGGCCUGCAGAAAGACUCCAUGUACUUAUUCCGCGUGUGUGCUCGUAACAGGCUGGGAAGUGGACCAACUGUGGAAACUGACAAGGCCGUUCAAGCCAAGAACAAAUUUGAUGUUCCUGAUCCACCACAGAAUGUAGAGGUGGGCAAUGUCACCAAGUUCAGCGCCACCCUUACUUGGGAACCCCCAGUGUCUGAUGGAGGCUCUGUGAUCACUGCUUACAUCAUUGAGCUCCGUGACCGCACCGCUGUGUCAUGGUCUGCCGUCAUGGUUACCAAGCCUCAAGAUCGCACCGCAGUCAUCAAUGACGUGAUUGAGAAUAAAGAGUACAUCUUCCGCAUCAGAGCUGAGAACAAAGCUGGAACUGGCAAGCCAAGCGCUGCCACACACCCAGUCAAAAUCAUGGAUCCUAUUGAGAGGCCAAGCCCACCCCUUAACUUGAACUAUGCUGAUCAGACCAAGCAGACUGUUCAGCUCACAUGGGAGACCCCCUUGCGUAAUGGUGGCAGCAUGAUCACUGGCUACAUCAUUGAAAGAAGCGAGGAUGGCUCAGACAAGUGGCUGAGAUGCAAUGCUAGACUUUGCCCAGACCUUGUUUACAAGUUGUCUGGUCUAAAGCAUGGAAAGCAUUACAACUACAGAGUAUUUGCUGAGAAUGCUGCUGGUGCAUCAGAUCCAUCCAACAUACUUGGACCAAUUCUGGCAGAUGACCCCCACUUUGCUCCAACACUGGACCUGAGUGGCUUCAAGGAUGGCCUGGAGGUCAUUGUUCCCUUCCCUCUCAAAAUCCGUGUGCCCAUCAGUGGAUACCCUGUGCCCAAAGCAAAAUGGACUUUCGGCGAAAAGGAGCUCACUCCAGAUGAGCGUGUGUCUAUGGUCACCAAGAGCACCUUUACUGAGCUGUUGGUCAAACCAAGCAUUCGUCCAGACAAAGGAACAUAUUCUCUGACUCUAGAGAACGAUGUCUCUUCUGUCUCAGGAGAGAUUGAUGUUAAUGUCAUUGCAUCUCCAAGUGCACCCAAAGAUUUCAAGGUGGCAGAGGUCACCAGAAAGCAUGUGCACCUCAUGUGGGAGGCCCCAGAACACGAUGGUGGAAGUCCACUGACUGGCUACCAGGUUGAGAAGCGUGACGCUUCCAGGAAGACCUGGGUUAAGGUCAUAAGUGGUAUUCAGGAUCAAGAAUACACUGUCACUGAUGUUGUUGAGGGAAAAGAGUACUUCUUCAGGGUAACUGCCUGCAACAAGUGUGGCCCUGGAGAGCCAGCUUACAUUGAUGAACCAAUCAAUGUCUCUUCACCAGCAACUACUCCCGAUGCUCCUGAGAACCUCAAGUGGAGGGACAAGUCUGCUUCAAGCAUCUUCCUGACCUGGGAGCCGCCGAAGUACGAUGGAGGCUCUGCCAUCAAAGGUUACAUGGUUGAUAAAUGCCAGCGUGGCACUGACAAGUGGGAGCCAUGCAGUGAAACCAUCCCUGAGAUGAAGUUUAAAGUGACUGGACUAAUUGAGGGCCAGUGGUAUGCAUACCGUGUGAGAGCCUUGAACAAACUGGGUUCUGGCAAACCAUCCAGGCCUACUGAUGAAAUUUUGGCAGUAGAUCCCAAAGAGGCCCCAGAGAUUAUCCUGGAUGCUAAGCUUCUUACUGGCCUGACUGUCAAGGCUGGAACAAAGAUUGACCUGCCCGCUGAUAUUACUGGAAAACCAGAGCCAAAGGUCAAAUGGAGCAAGGCUGACCAGGUCUUGAAGGCUAAUGACAAUGUCACCAUUGAUACCAAACCAGGCCACUCUGUGGUGUCCAUUGCCAAAACCAAAAGGGAAGACACAGCUACUUACAUUAUUGAAGCUGUCAACAGCAGUGGACGUGCAACUGCGACCGUUGAUGUUAACAUUCUAGACAAGCCUGGGCCCCCUGCUGCCUUUGAUAUUUCUGAGAUCACAAACCAUUCUUGCUUCCUGGCCUGGAAUCCACCUCGUGACGAUGGUGGCUCUAAGGUGACCAAUUAUAUUGUGGAGAGACGAGCACAAGAAAGUGAGAUCUGGCACAAGCUCUCCUCCACUGUUAAACAGACCACAUACAAGGCAACCGACCUGGUUGCUUUUAAGAAUUACAUUUUCAGAGUCUUCGCUGAGAAUCAGUUCGGUGUUGGCCCUGCAGCUGAGCACGCUCCAAUUACUGCCAGAUACUCCUUUGAUACCCCUGGUGCUCCCUACAAGUUAGAGCCUUCCGAUAUUACAAAGGAUGCUGUAACUCUGACAUGGUACGAGCCUGAUGAGGAUGGCGGUAGCCCCAUUACUGGAUACUGGGUGGAGAGGUUUGAGCCAGAUGCUGACAAAUGGAUCAGAUGCAACAAGCUUCCCAUCAGGGAUACCACAUUCAGAGUGAAGGGGUUGCCUACAAGAAAGAAGUAUAAGUUCCGUGUCUUGGCUGAAAAUCUUGCUGGACCUGGCAAACCAAGCAAAGAGACAGACCAGAUCCUCAUUAAGGAUCCAAUUGAUCCUCCCUGGGCUCCAGGUAAACCCACCAUUAGAGACGUUGCCAAGACAUCUGCUUUCCUUCAGUGGACCAAACCCGAGCACGAUGGUGGUGCCAAAAUUGAGUCCUACAUCAUUGAGCUCCUCAAGAGCGGAACCGAUGAGUGGGUCCGUGUUGCUGAUGGCAUUGUCAGCCUGGAGCAUUUCCUGAAGGGUCUGAUGGAGAAGCAGGAGUACUCCUUCCGUAUCAGAGCUGUGAAUGCAGCAGGAGAAAGUGAACCCAGUGAACCAAGUGAUCCUGUGCUGUGCAAGGAGAGACUAAAUCCUCCAUCACCUCCAAGAUGGCUUCAGGUGGUGAAUGUGACCAGGAACAGUGCUGAGCUGAAAUGGACGCCCCCUGAGAGGGACGGUGGUUCACCCAUCAUCAACUACAUUGUGGAAAAGAGAGACGUCAGGCGCAAAGGCUGGCAAGCAGUGGACACCACUGUCAAGGAGUGCAAGUACACAGUCACUCCUCUGAACGACGGUGCCCUCUACGUGUUCCGCGUCGCUGCUGAGAACUCAGUUGGGCCCAGCGCAUACUGUGAACUUGCAGACUCCGUUCUGGCCAAGGAUACAUUUACUACUCCUGGACCCCCAUAUGCUUUGGCUGUUACUGACAUUUCCAAGCGUUAUGUUGACUUAGUAUGGGAAGCCCCACAGAAUGAUGGUGGAAGACCAAUAACCAGAUAUCAGAUUGAGAAAAAAGAGAAACUCGGCACUCGCUGGAUGAAGUCUGGAAAGACAUCUGGCCCUGACUGCAAGUACAGAGUAACUGAUGUGAUUGAGGGAACUGAGGUUCAAUUCCAAGUCUGUGCUGAGAACGAGGCUGGUGUUGGCCACCCAAGUGAACCCACUGAGAUCCUCACCAUUGAGGACCCAACAGGCCCACCAUCUCCUCCUCAGGAACUGCAAAUCACCGAAGCCGCAAGAGACCACAUCUCUUUCGCCUGGAAACCUCCAGAGAGGCAUGGAGGAUGCCCAGUCUCUGGCUAUCACAUUGAGCUCUGUGAGGCCGGAACUGAGAAAUGGAUGAGAGUGAACUCCCGUCAGGUCAAGGAGCUGAAGUUCACCGCAGGACCAGAGGAGGGCAUUGUUCCUGAAAAGGCAUACAUCGUGAGAGUGCGCGCUGUGAACUCCGUCGGUGUCAGCGAGCCCUCUGACAUUUCUGAUAAAAUCUACGCCAAAGACGCUGACUGCAACCCAACAAUGGAGUUGGCAAGUCAGGACAUGGUUGUUGUGGAGGGCGAGAAGAUGCAUAUUCCAAUUAAAUUCAAAGCUGUGCCAUCGCCUAAAGUGAUCUGGCACAAAGAUGGCAGUGAAAUGAAGGCUGAUGAGAGGAUCAGUUUCAGGACUGAAUACACAGCCUGUCACCUGGAGAUUCCCAGCUGCCUUCAUGCAGAUGCUGGGCAGUACAAGGUCACCCUGGAGAAUAGCCUUGGCACCACAAGCGGAACAAUCAGUGUUAAAGUCAUUGGUCUUCCUGGACCAUGCAAGGAGAUUGUGGCCAGUGAAAUCACUAAGAACACCUGCAAGAUAUCCUGGGAUCCUCCAAACUAUGAUGGAGGCAGCCCCAUUCUUCACUACGUCCUACAGCGCAGAGAGGCAGGAAGGAGAACCUAUACUAAUGUCAUGUCCGGCGAAAACAAAGUCAGCUGGCCCGUUAAGGAUUUGAUCCCCCAUGGAGAGUACUAUUUCCGUGUCAAGGCAGUAAACAAGAUUGGUGGAGGAGAGUACCUUGAGCUCAAAAACCCUGUGAUUGCUGAGGAUCAGAAGCAGCGUCCAGAUCCACCUCUUGAUGUUGAGACCCACAAUCCAACUGCUCACACUGUUACCCUGACCUGGAAGCCGCCCAUGUAUGAUGGUGGCUGCAAGAUCAUGGGUUACAUUCUGGAGAGGAUGAUGAAGGGUGAAGAGAAGUUUGAGAGAUGCAAUGACUUCCUGGUGCCAGUGCUGUCCUACACAGUGAAAGGUCUGAAGGAAGGAAAGCAGUACCAGUUCCGUGUGAUGGCUGAGAAUGCUGCUGGAAUCAGCGACCCAUCACGCAGCACUCCAAUGGUGAAAGCAUCUGACUCUGUCGAAUCACCAAAGGUCUUCCUCAGUGGAAGUCUCCAAUCUGGCCUGCAGGUCAAGAGAGGCUAUGAGAUCAGACUGGAUGCCUGCAUCUCUGGUGCCCCAUACCCAACAAUCACCUGGAUGAGGAAUGAUCUGGUCCUUAGGCCCGAGACCCCGCAGGAGCGCCCAGAGAAGCCAGUUGUCAAGAAGAAGAAGGAAAAGGAGGAAGCCAAGGAAGCAAAAGAGGCUAAGGAAGAUGCCCCUGUAGCCAAGGAGGGUGAAGAGAAGAAGGAGCCGGAGGCCAAGGACAAGGAAGCUGCAGAGGCUAAAGAAAAACCAGCUGCCGAGGCCAAAGAGAAGGAACCCGGUGAGGCAAAGGCCGAAGAGGCCAAGAAAGAAGAGAAGGCCCCAGAGGAGGAAGUCAAGGAGCCUGAGGAGCCAGACCACCUACCCCUCCAGCAGCGUCUCACGAUCAACAGCUCCAGGAAGGGGGAAUCUUUCAUCAUCAUCAAAGACUCCGUCAGAUCAGACUAUGGAGUGUUCUCCAUCAGAGUGGAGAAUGAUCAUGGAAUUUGCACUGCAACCUGCGAAGUCAAUGUCCUUGACACCCCUGGGCCUCCUGUUAACGUAAGAUAUGAGGAGGUCAGAAAGAACUCUGUCAUCUGCAAGUGGGACCCACCUCUUGAUGAUGGUGGCAGUGAAAUCCUGAACUACACGCUGGAGAAGAAAGACAACUCCAAGGUUGAAAUUGGAUGGACAACUGUCACAACAACCUUGAGAGGAUGCAGAUACCCAGUACCAAAACUGCUUGAAGGCAAAGAGUACAUCUUCCGUGUCAUUGCUGAAAACAAGUUUGGACCUGGAAUCCCAGCAAUCUCCAAACCUAUGAUCGCAAAGAAUCCUUUCGAUCCACCAGAGACUCCUGAGAAGCCAGAAAUCGAUGACGUCACAGCUCACAGUAUGCUUGUCUCUUGGGAACCACCCAAUGAUAAUGGCAGCCCCAUCCAGGGAUACUGGUUGGAGAAGAGAGAAAUCAACAGCACCCACUGGACACGUGUCAAUCGCAACAUGAUUCCUGACGCCGAGUUGAAUGUUGAAGGCCUUUUGGAGGGUCUGACAUACAUUUUCAGAGUUGCUGCUGAGAAUCAGGCUGGACCCGGAAAGUUCAGUCCCCCAUCAGAGCCCAGAACAGCACAAGCUCCGAUAUUGCCUCCUGGUCCACCAAUUCCAAGAGUUGUGGAUACAACUGACCACUCCAUUGAAGUGGAGUGGGAUCCACCUCUGGAUAACGGAGGAGGAGAAAUCCAAGGCUACCAUGUUGACAAGUUGAUAGCUGGUACAAAGGACUGGUCCCGUAACACAGAGAGGCCAUGGAAACAGCGUACCUUCACUGUGUUUGGUGUGAGAGAGGGUGGUAAAUACAUUAUCCGUGUGAUUGCAAUAAAUUCAGCCGGAGAGGGAGCACCUGGUAUGACAGCGGGUGUCAUUGUGAGAAAUCCUGCAGAGGUUCCAGUUUGUGAGCUGGACCUCUCUAUUAAGAAUGGCGUCAUCAUUAGAGCUGGUGAGACACUGAGGCUGCCUUGCCAUGUUCUUGGAAAACCACAACCAAGCAUUAAAUGGCUAAAAGAGGACAAGGACCCUGACAAGGAACGGGUGGAAAUUGAAGAUGUCGGUCGUGACAGCACUCUUAUUAUUAAGAAUGUACAGAGAGGUGACUGUGGUAAAUACCAGAUCACCGCUGCCAAUCCUAGUGGAAUUAAGUCAGCAUCAACCAGAGUUGAGGUUAUGGAUGUUCCUGGGCCUGUAACUGAUCUGAAGCCUGUUGUUGUGACGAGGAAGUUGAUGAUGUUGAACUGGGGUGAUCCUGAUGAUGACGGUGGUAGUGAUGUCAUUAGCUUCAUUAUUGAAAGAAAGGAACCUAAGGCACGUACUUGGAAACAGCCUAUGGAGACACCUUCAUCCAAAUGUGAAAUUGUGGGCAUUGUGGAAGGACAGGAAUACAUAUUCCGUGUUGUGGCAAAGAAUAAAUAUGGUUGUGGUCCUCCAGUUGAUCUUGGUCCUAUUCGUGCAGUGGAUCCUCUGUCUCCACCAUCGUCUCCUGAGAAGUUCCACUAUUCUGAAAGGACAAAGUCGUCCCUUAGCCUUACGUGGAGGCCACCUCGUAAUGAUGGUGGCAGCCCAAUUAGUGGCUACAUCAUUGAGAAGAAGAGACAAGAUGAACAGAACUUUGUGCCUGUCAAUAAGGAGCUCUGCACAAAUCUGUUCAUGACUGUGGAAGACCUUACAGAGAUGUUCAUGUAUGAAUUCCGUGCCAAAGCAGUCAAUGCUUUGGGAACUAGCGAGCCAUCUAUCACAAUGACAGUUGUCAUUCAAGAUGAUGAAGUCGCCCCAAGCUUGACCAUGUUGAAACACUUCAAGGCUGACACAAUCACUAUCAGGAAGGGACAACCAGUUGAGAUUCCUGCUCAAGUGACAGGCCUUCCACUACCAAAGAUUGAAUGGUUUAAGGAUGACGUCUUGAUUCCUGAACCACCUCCCGAUGAGACUGUUGUGAUUGAAACAGUGGAAGUGAACAGACAGACAGAAAAUACAAAACUGAUCAUUCCUGCUAUUGCAAGGAAAGAUAAGGGCUAUUAUACAGUCUCUGCAAAUAAUCGCCUUGGAACUGUCACUCAUAGUGUCCUGAUUCAAGUUCUUGAUCGCCCUACGCCACCAAGAAAUCUCAUCAUUUCAAACAUCAAGGCAGAAUCCUGCCACCUCACUUGGGAUCCCCCACUGGAUAAUGGAGGAAGUGAGCUCACAAAUUACAUUGUUGAGAAGAAGCAGAUCCGUGAAAUUGAGGAGGAAGAAACUGCUCCUGAGCCUGCUCCUGAGUCUGCUCCUGAGCCUGACUGGGUGAAGGUCACGAGCACCAUUGUUGAGAGGAAAUAUGGGGUGUGGGAGUUGGAAACCGAUGGUACUUACCAGUUCAGAGUCAGGGCUGAGAACAAGUAUGGAAUCAGUGAGGCAUGUGAGUCAAAGGAGGUGAUGAUCAAGGAUCCUUUUGGCCUUCCUGGUCCACCACAGAACCUCAAGAUUGCCGAACAUUCCAAGACCCACAUGCUGGUGACAUGGGAACCACCCAGAGAAAGUGGUGGCUCAGUCAUCACUGGUUACUGGCUUGAGAAGAGAGAGAAGGGAUCAUCUUACUGGUCCCGCGUGAACAAAAUCCCUAUCUCAAAGAGGGGUACCAAGGGCUGGGAGUCCCUGGUUACCCGUCUCAUUGAGGGCAAUGAGUAUGAGUUCCGCUGCAUGGCCUGCAAUGCUGCUGGAAUUGGACCACCCAGUGCAAUUUCUGAAUCUGCUUUCGCUGACGAGCCAAUCACUGUUCCUGGCCAGCCAGCUGCACCAGAAGUUGCCGACAAAACCAAGCGCAGUGUCACCCUUUCGUGGGUUCCACCAGCUAAAGAUGGCGGAAGCCCCAUUAAAGGUUACAUCAUUGAAAUUCAGGAUGAGGGUUCUUCCAGCUGGCUCCGUAUCAAUGAUGAAGAGACUCUCCAUCCAACCACGGAAUUCAAUGUACCAAAUCUCAGAGAGCUGAAGAGGUACAAGUUCAGAAUUGUUGCCGUGAACGACAUUGGAGAAUCAUUGCCAAGUCCCCAAACUGCUGAUAUUCUUCUUGAGGAUGUUCAAGUGGGACCAAAGAUCUGGGUGGAUGUUAAUGCACAUGACAUGUUGUCCAUCCGUGCUGGAUCUGUGAUCAAAAUCCCUGCAAGAAUCACAGGUCGCCCAGUACCAAAGGUUACAUGGGAGUUUAUUGGACCUGCUAAGACUGUAAAGAAGGAUCGCCUUCAUACGGUGCCUGUUGAAGCACAGGUUGAAUCCACUGACACUACUUCUGUGGUCACAAUUCCCGUGAGUUUGAGGAGCCAUUCUGGCAGAUACACGAUCACUGCUAAGAACAAGUCUGGACAGAAGCACAUCAAUGUUAUGGUGAAUGUGCUUGAUGUGCCUGGGCCUCCAAAGGAGCUGAGAGUAACAGACAUCACUAGAGCCACAAUGAGACUCAUCUGGAAGCUGCCUGACAAUGACGGUGGGGAGAGAAUCAAGAGCUACUUCCUUGAGAAGAAGGCCAUCACAGGAAAGGCUUGGACUGUAGUCAAUCAGGCCUGUGCCAGCCAAGCCUUUGUUGUAGCUAACCUUGUUGAAGGAAAUGACUACCUCUUCCGCUGCCGCGCUGAAAAUCGUCUCGGCAUGGGACCAUAUACAGAGACCACUGAGCCUGCCAAGGCCAGAGAUCCGAUUUAUCCUCCCGAUCCUCCAACAAAGGUGAAGAUCAAUCUUGUCACCAAGGACACUGUGACCUUGACCUGGAUGCCCCCCAAGAACAAUGGAGGUUCUCCAGUGAAGCACUACAUUAUUGAGCGCCUGAGCUGGGACACCACCGGCCCACAGAAAGAGACCUGGAAACAGUGCAACAAGCGUGAGGUGGAAGAGACCAUGUUCAUUGUUGAGGAGCUUAAAGAGGGUGGAGAGUAUGAAUUCCGUGUCAAGGCUGUGAACGAGGCUGGUCCUAGCAGACCAUCUGCCACAGCAGGACCAAUCGUGAUCAAAGACCAAACAUGUGCUCCAACUAUUGAACUCAAGGAGGCCAUGGAGGGCGCUGAGGGUUAUGAUGUCAACAUCGUAGCUAGAAUUCAGGGCUGUCCAUUCCCCUCUCUUGUGUGGCAGAAGGCUUCUCUGGAUAAGCCAGAGGAAAAGGCUGUUGUGCAGUACGGUCAACACGUCAACAAAAUUGUCACUAAUGAUAAAUGCACCCUGCUGAUUCAGCAGACUAAGAGAGACGACAGUGCUCUUUACACACUCACUGCCAGCAACAGCCUUGGCAAGGCAUCCAAGGACAUCAAACUCACUAUCCUGGGCCGACCUGGACCACCCGUUGGACCAAUCAAGUUUGGAGAAAUCUUUGCUGAGAGGAUUUCAAUGACCUGGCAGCCGCCCACAGAUGAUGGUGGCUCAAAGAUCACAAACUAUGUUGUUGAGAAGCGUGAGGACAACAGGAAGACAUAUGUGCAUGUCUCCAGUGAUCCCAAAGAAUGCGCUUACACAGUGCAGAGACUCACAGAGGGUCACGAAUACGAGUUCCGUGUUAUGGCUCAGAACAAAUACGGAGUUGGACCACCACUCUUCAGUGAACCUGAGAAAGCAAGAAAUCUUUUCACUGUUCCUGGCCAAUGUGAGAAGCCCACUGUCUUAGAUGUAACCCUUGAGUCAAUGACAGUCGAGUGGGACGAGCCAGAAUACGAUGGCGGCUCCCCAAUCACAGGCUACUGGCUGGAACGCAAGGAGACAACAGGCAAGCGCUGGACCAAAGUCAACCGUGACCCUCUUAGAGUUAUGCCUCUUGGAAUGGAACACAUUGUCACUGGACUCUUGGAGGGGGCUAUUUACCAGUUCCGUGUCACUGCCAUCAAUGCUGCUGGACCUGGACUUCCAAGCGUUCCAUCAGAUCCAGUUAUGUCAAGAGACCCCAUUGCUCCCCCUGGACCACCAACACCCAAGGUUACAGACUGCACAAAAUCAACAGUUGAUCUUGAAUGGAUUCCACCAAUUGUAGAUGGUGGUUCUAAGAUCACAGGAUACUUUGUUGAGUACAAAGAGGAGGGGCAAGAGGAAUGGGAGAAGGCUAAAGACAAGGAGAUCAGAGGUACCAAGUUCGUUGUUCCUGGACUGAAGGAACUCGGACUUUACAGAUUCAGGGUCAGAGCAGUGAAUGCUGCUGGUGUUGGCGAACCUGGUGAUGUCUCUGAAGUAAUUGAAGUCAAGGACAGAACAGUUGCCCCUGAGGUGGAUCUGGAUGCAUCUGUGAAGGAGAAGAUUGUUGUCCAUGCUGGAGGGGUUAUCCGUAUCAUAGCCUAUGUAUCAGGCAAACCCGCCCCAGAGAUCACCUGGAGCAGGGAUGAUGCACCUGUGCCCAAAGAGGCUGUUGUGGAGACCACUGUCAUCAGCUCAGCUUUGGUGAUCAAGGGAUGCAGAAGGCACCAUCAAGGCAUUUACACUCUAACUGCCAAAAAUGAGGGAGGAGAGAGAAAGAAGGCAGUCAUUGUUGAGGUCUUGGAUGUCCCUGGCCCUGUGGGUGAGCCCUUCUCUGGUGAGAAUCUCACAACUGACUCCUGUAAAUUGACCUGGUACACACCUGAAGAUGAUGGAGGCUCAGCAAUCACCAACUACAUCAUUGAGAAGAGAGAGUCAGACCGCAGAGGCUGGACUUCAGUGUCAUACACUGUCACCAGAAACAAUGCUGUGGUACAGGGUCUGAUCGAUGGAAAGGGAUACUUCUUUAGAAUUGCAGCUGAAAAUAUCAUUGGAAGAGGUCCCUUUAUUGACACACCAAAACAAGUUAUGAUCAAGGAUCCAAUUUCUGUCCCAGAACGUCCAGAAGAUCUGCACAUUACAGCUGUCAAGAAAGACCGCAUCAGCGUGGCCUGGAGACCACCCAAGUAUGAUGGUGGCUCAGAAAUCACAGGUUACGUGCUUGAGGCUCGUCUGAUUGGAAAGGACAACUUCACCCGCAUCACAGAGGAUAAGCUCAUGGAAAGGAUGUUCACAUAUGAGGGUCUUAAAGAUGGCUCCUCUUAUGAAUUCCGUGUCAGUGCUGUGAAUGCUGUUGGCCAAGGCAAGCCCUCUUUCAGCACAAAACCAGUAACUUGCAAAGAUGAGCUUGAACCACCAUCACUUGACUUUGACUUCCGUGAGAAAAUAACUGUGCGUGUUGGAGAGCCCUGCCUCAUCCAAAGCCGCUACAAAGGAAAGCCAGAGCCUACAAUUAAAUGGAUGAAGGAAGAAGAGGAGCUUAAGGCAGAUGAAGACCUCAUAGUCUCACAUACCAGCAAGUCCCUGUGCAUCAACAUUGCCAAGGCCAAGCGUGGGCACAGUGGAAAAUACACAGUCAUUCUGGAGAACAGCAUUGGUUCAUGCAAGGGAAUCUGUACUCUGGUAGUUGUUGAUCGCCCACAACCACCACAGGGUCCUGUCACCUUUAACGAAAUCUGCAGGGGUCACAUGGUCAUUUCUUGGAGACCCCCACUGGAUGAUGGCGGAUGUGCAAUCUCCAACUACAUUGUAGAGAAGAGAGACUCCAACAGAGACCUCUGGAUGCCUGUCUCAGAGUCCUGCACCAGAACAGAAUGCAAAGUUCCUAAACUGAUUGAAGGACGUGACUACAUUAUCAGAAUCUGUGCUCAGAACAUCCAUGGCAUUAGUGACCCAUUGCUGACGGCUGAGACAAAAGCAAGGGACGUGUUCAGGGUACCUGACCCACCCUCACAGCCAGUGGUGAAGGAGGUUUAUAAGGACACUGCUCUCAUCACCUGGGAACCACCAACUGUUGAUGGAGGCAAGCCUGUCACCAACUACAUUGUGGAGAGGAAAGAGACAAUGGGCAAAAGAUGGGCACAGUGUGGAAAGGAACGGAUCUUCCCCAAAACUGAGCACUGGGUUCAAGAGCUCCUGCCUGGCUGUGAAUAUGAGUUCCGCGUCAUGGCUGAGAAUGUUGUUGGUGUGGGUGACCCGAGUGUUCCAACAAAGCCCAUCUUUGCCAAGGAUCCCAUUGUUAUUCCAAGCCCACCUGUUAAUUUGGAGGCUAUUGAUCAUACCAAGGACUCAGUCACUAUUGCCUGGAAGCAACCACUUGACUGUGGAAGAGGCAAGAUCUUUGGAUAUCUUCUUGAGUAUCAGAAAGCUGGAGAGGAAGAGUGGCUUCAGGUCAAUCAAACUCCUGAUUCCUGCCAGGAGACAAAUUUCAAAAUCAUCAAUCUCGAGGAUGGCUCGCUGUACAGGUUCAGAGUGAAAGCUGUGAACGCUGCUGGUGAAUCUGAUCCUGCCACUCUCAAGGAGCCUGUGAGAGCAGUGGACAGACUUGAGCCACCAGAACUUAUCCUGGAUGCUAAUAUGACAAGAGAGGUGAAAGCCAUGGCAGGAACUCACAUUGUACUGAAAGCUUCAGUCAAAGGAAUACCCUUCCCCACAGUCACAUGGAAGAAGAAUGAGAAAGAAGUGCCUCCAAGAGCUGAAAUGACCACUGCUGGAUCACAAACCAAGUUGGAGAUGCGUUUCUGUAAUCGCAAUGACUGUGGCGAUUACACACUGACUGUGGAGAAUCCUGCUGGAUCCAAGACAGCCACAUGCACAGUGCUUGUCCUUGACAAACCUGGUCCCAUUCAGCACCUGAGGGUAUCUGAUGUCAGGUGUGACUCAGCUCAACUCUCUUGGAAAGACCCAGAGGAUAAUGGUGGAGCACGCAUCACUAAUUUUGUGGUGGAGAAAAAGGAUGCAGCAUCAGCACAGUGGGUGCCAGUGUGCUCAACCUCGAAGAAGCGCAGUAUGAUGCUAAAGCACCUCAUGGAAGGCACUUCCUACCUGUUCCGUGUUGCUGCUGAGAAUCAGUUUGGCAGAAGUGAAUUUAUUGAGACAACCAAAGCUGUCAAAGCCAUGAAUCCUUUAUUCCCACCUGGACCACCAAAAGACUUGCAUCAUGUUGAUGUAGACAAAACAGAGGUCUGGCUUAAAUGGAACUGGCCAGAUCGCACAGGAGGAAGUGAUAUCACUGGAUUCUUGGUUGAGUACCAAGAGGAGGGAGAGAGAGACUGGAUUGUCUUUAAAACAGUCAGUAUUCCUGAGUGCCAUGUGGUAGGGCUUGAGGAAGGCAAGACCUACAGGUUCCGUGUUAAGACUGAGAAUGCUAUUGGUCUUAGCCGGCCAGAUACCACAUUGCCUGUUCUGUGUCAGGAAAAACUUGUGCCUCCUAUUGUUGAGGUUGAUGUGAAACUUAUUGAAGGAAUAAUUGUCAAAGCUGGAAGCACAAUUAGGAUGCCUGCCAUUAUGAGAGGCAUACCUAUUCCUACUGCAAAAUGGGUCGUUGAUGACACAGAGAUUGUGAGCGAAGGAAAUGUCAAAGUUGACACAGACAACUUCUCCACUAAUCUCACCAUAUCAGAGUGUACAAGAAAUCACACUGGAAUUUAUCUCCUCACAGUCUCAAAUGCUGCUGGAAGUAAGACUGUUGCUUUGAACAUUACUGUUCUUGACGUCCCAGAUGCACCAGUUGGCCCUGUCAAUCUCCUUGAGGUCACUCCUGAGUACAUGCUUAUUGACUGGCGUCCUCCUAAGGAUGAUGGUGGAAGCCCUGUCACAAACUACAUUGUUGAGAAGAGAGAAUCCAAGAAGGAAACCUGGGGUGGAGUGAGCUCUGGCAGCACCAGCACCAAAUUGAAGAUUAGUCGUCUCCAGAAGGGGGUUGAGUAUAUUGUGCGUAUUCGUGCAGAAAACAAGAUUGGCAUUGGUGCUGCACUUGAAAGUGCACCUACUGUUGCUCAGCACUCGUUUGAAGCACCUGGUCGUCCUGGUAAACCAACUGUGUCUGACCUAUCUGAAGAUUAUUUGACUCUUGGUUGGACCAUGCCCUUGUAUGAUGGUGGUAGUCCAAUCACUGGAUAUCUUAUUGAGCGUAGACAUGUUGGAGGCAAAUGGAUUAGGGUGAAUAAGAAACCCUGCAAGGAUCUUAGGUACAAGGUACUUGGACUAUAUGAGGGAACUAGCUAUGAGUUCAGAGUCUUUGCAGAAAAUAUUACUGGCUACAGUGGACCUUCUCCAACCUCAGAUCCUGCUACACCCUGCCGACCAAUCACUGUGCCUGGACCUCCAGUCAAUCCCAAAGUGAAAGACUACAGUAAGACACAUGCUGACCUGGUCUGGAUAAAACCUACUAAGGAUGGAGGCAGCCCUAUCUUGGGAUACGUUGUGGAGAUGCAGAAGGCCGGUGGUGAAUGGGAGAGAUGUAAAAAAGAUGACCUGAUUAAACUAUGUGCCUUCCAGGCCACAGGCCUUGAAGAGGGUGUUGAGUACAGGUUCCGUGUCAGAGCAGUAAACAUGAUUGGAGAUGGUGAAACCAGAGAAGUUCCAGAAUCUAUCAUUGCUCAGGAUAUCUUGAUCCCUCCAGAGAUUGAGAUGGAUGCAACAUGCCGCACACGUGUAACUGUAAGGGUUGGACAUAACAUUAACAUCCAAGGCUAUAUUAGGGCAAGACCUGACCCAGAAAUUACAUGGUCCAAGGGUGACAAGAUUCUGGAAAAAGACAAGCGCACCACAAUCACAACUAACCUCCCAGUUGUUCACUUCCACAUCAAAGAGGCCCAGAGAGCAGAUCAUGGUCAAUAUGUUCUCAAAGCUGUCAAUGACAGUGGUGAGGCAGCAGCAACCGUUACUGUAAAUGUCUUAGACAGACCUGGACACUGUAAGAAUCUGAUGAUAACAUAUGUGUCCAGGCAUUCUUGCAUGAUAUCCUGGGAAAAUCCUGAGGACAAUGGUGGUACCGAAAUCACUCAUUACAUUGUUGAGUUGCGUGAACCCAGUGUGAGAGCAUGGUCUGUGAUUUCAUCUGAGUGCACAAACUGCAUGAUCAAGGCCAAACUAUUGGAUGGCCAUGAAUACUUCUUCCGUGUCUCUGCAGCAAACAAAUGUGGCCCUGGGCCAACAAUAGAGACAAAGGUACCAAUCCUUGCCAUUGACCGCAUUGAGAAGCCUGGCGAGCCAGAGAAAUUCCAUGUCACUGACCUGACUAAGAAUUCAGUCUCCCUUAGAUGGCGAAGACCAGACUAUGAUGGAGGAUGUCAAAAUCUAUUCUACAAUUUGGAGAGAAAAGCCAAAGAUGCUGAAGAAUGGGAGGAACUGAACCCUGAACUACUCAAAGACACAUUCUUCACUGAUGAGAAAUGUGUUGAGAACCAAGUGUACGUUUUCAGGGUUCAAACUGUAAAUGAUGGAGGAGAAAGUAACUGGGUAAAGACCGGUGAGAUUAUUGUCAAAGAUGACAUCCAGAAACCAGUCAUUGACCUGAAGUUUACUGGCACCACAGUGGUAAAGGCUGGUGAUUCUGUCAGACUGGAAGCUGGUAUCAGAGGCAAACCAAUACCAGAGGUUACAUGGGUCAAAGAUAAAUGCACUGCUGACAAUCCCAGGCUUUCUAUUGAAAAUGGCCCUGAUUACUCUAAAUUCCUCAUGACCAAAUCUAAGCGUGGGGAUACUGGUAAAUAUAUAAUUACAGCCACAAAUCCUGCUGGAAGCUUCACAGCCUAUGGUAACAUUACCGUUUUGGACGUACCAGGCCCUGUGAGGGAUUUGAAGAUUACUGGUCUUGCAUCUGACAAGUGUAGAGUUGUUUGGGAUCCACCAGCAGAUGAUGGUGGUUGUGAGGUUGACACCUACAUCCUGGAGAAGUGUGAGACUAGAAGAAUGGUUUGGUCCACUUAUUCAGCCUCUGUGGUCACCAACUACUGCAAUGUCACUCGUCUCGUGGAAGGAAAUGAGUACAUCUUCAGGGUCAGGGCUGAAAACAAAAUGGGGACAGGUCCUCCCAUUGAAAGCAAGGCCAUUACUGUCAAAACUCAGUUUAACAGACCUGGACCACCAGAAGUUCCAGAGAUCACUAAGAUUGGCAAAGAGGAAAUGACAGUCGUAUGGGCUCCUCCAGAGAAUGAUGGAGGAAAGUCUAUCACUGGAUACAUCCUGGAAAGGAAAGAGAAACGUGCUGUCCGAUGGGUGCCAGUUACAAAAAGUGCAAUUUCAGAAAGACGCAUGAAGGUCACAAACUUGAUCCCCAACCAUGAAUAUCAAUUCCGUGUGAAGGCUGAAAAUGAGGUCGGUUUGGGAGAGCCCAGCAAGCCCACAAGACCUGUUGCUGCCAAAGAUCCAAUUGAACCUCCUGGUCCUCCCAGCAGCUUGAAAGUGGCUGACAGCACAAAGACAUGCAUUACACUUGGCUGGGCCAAGCCUGUAUAUGAUGGCGGUGCUCCAAUCCUGGGAUAUCUUGUGGAAAUGAAGGAAAAGCUUGAAGGCGAACCUGAAGAACCAGAAGAAGAAGUAGAAGAAGAAGCUGAACCUGAACCCGAAAAGCCUGCAGCUGAACCUGAAACAGUAGAAGGUGAAAAGGCUGAGGGUGAAUUGAUAGAAGGUGAAAAGCCUGAAGAAGUUGUUCCGGUUAAAAAGGCAAAGGCUCCAGAGUCACCCUGGAAGAAGUGUAGCACUGGCGGAGCUCUAGUUCUCACAGAAUUCACCAUUCUCAAUCUGGAUGAGAGGAAGCAAUAUCAGUUCCGUGUCUCAGCUCAAAACCAGGUGGGCUGGGGUCGCCCCGCAAGACUGAAAGAGGCAGUGUCACCUAAGGAAGUUCUUGAGGCCCCAGAGAUUGAUUUGGAUGCAAGUCUCAGGAAGGGACUUUCUGUCAGAGCUGGCUGCCCUAUUAGACUCUUUGCAACAAUCAGAGGAAGACCAGCUCCUAAAGUUACAUGGAAACGCAUCGGUGAAGAUAAUGUUAUUCGCAAGGGACAUGUGGAUCAAGUUGAUACAAUGUCCUUCCUUGUCAUCCCUGAAAGUACCCGUGAGGAUUCAGGAAAAUACUCCCUGACUCUGUCAAACUCCUGUGGGGAGAAGGCCAUAUUUGUGCGUGUGAAAGUGUUAGACACUCCUGGACCAGUUGGUGGACUGGAAGUAACUGAUGUCACAAAGACAUCAUGCCAGCUUGCUUGGCUACCUCCUGAAAAUGAUGGUGGUAGUACUAUAUUGAAUUAUAUGGUCGAGAAGCGUGAGGUUGAUAGGAAGACUUGGACAAACUGCACCAAUGAAAUAAAGAAGACAAGCUUCAAGAUCACAAAUCUUACACCAGGACUUGACUACUACUUCCGAGUCAUGGCAGUAAAUAAGUAUGGCAUUGGUGUACCUAAAGAUUCUCCCAAGGCAUACCUGGCAACUGAUGCUAUGAGUGAACCUGAUCCUCCCAAGAAGAUGGAUGUUUUGGAUAUUACAAAGAACAGUGCAACCCUGGGAUGGUUGAGACCACUGAGAGAUGGUGGAGCCAAGAUUAACGGCUACAUUGUUGACUACCAAGAGGAUGGUGAGCCUGAGGAUAAAUGGACACCAUAUUCAGUUGUAAAAGAUUUAACCAUUGUUGUUGUUGGACUGAAAGAAAAUACAAAGUACAGAUUCAGAGUGGCUGCAAGGAAUGCAAUCGGAUGCAGUCUUGCCAGAGAGGCCGAGGGAAUCUUUGAGGUCAAGGAACAGCUAAUGGCACCAAGGCUAAUAGUGCCAGAUGUAGUCACUGUGAAGGCUGGAACCAAGCUGAAAAUUGAGGCACUUGUGGCCGGUAAACCUUCACCUUCCACUAAAUGGAAGAUUGGCAAUGAAGAUGUGGUAACCUCAGAUCGUACGUCUGUGCAAAGAACUCCAAAUUCCACCACCCUCUUGGUCAAAGACGUUAGCAGGAGGGACAGUGGUUACUACAGUCUUGCUGUUUCAAAUAGUGUCUCAAAGAUCAACCAGAUCAUAAAAGUCAUUGUUAUGGACAUUCCUGGUCCACCUGAAGCUCCUCUUGAAAUUGUCGAAGUGGAUACUGACUCUUGCACUUUGGCAUGGAAUCAACCACAAGAGGAUGGUGGAAGCAGUAUAACCAACUAUAUUGUGGAGAAAUGUGAUGUAAGCAGAGGUGACUGGGUCAUAGCUGCUUCCUCUUGCACCCAGACCGGCUACAAAGUUGGAAAGCUCACACAAGGACAAGAAUAUGGUUUCCGUGUGCGUGCAGAGAACCGCUUUGGCAUUUCAGAGCCUAUUUAUUCUCAGAAGAUGAUUGCAAGACAUCCUUUCGAUACUCCUAGUGAGCCAAGAAAUGUCACUCUCAAGAAGAUUAACAAAGACUUUGUGAUCCUCACCUGGGAAAUACCAGCAUUUGAUGGUGGCAGCCCUCUGACUGGAUACUGUAUUGAACGUAAAGAGAGAAACAGUAUACUCUGGACUAGGGCUAAUGAGAUUUUAGUUCGUUCGACAGAAUACACUUGCUUUGGCCUAAUUGAAGGUCUUGAGUAUACCUUCAGGGUGUCUGCCAUGAACAAGGCAGGUCAGGGUAAACUUAGCAAGCAGACCGAUUUCAUCACAGCAAGGACUGCAGUUGAUCCACCUGGCAAACCAGAGGCCAUUGAUGUGACCAAGGGUUCUGUAGCUCUUGUUUGGAACCGUCCAGAAAAUGAUGGAGGCAGUAAGCUCAUUGGAUAUUAUGUUGAAUCGCAGAAGGUACCUGAGGAGAAGUGGGUGCGCCACAAUGCCAACUGUCAGAAUGUGCCAAAGGAGAACUUCGUUGUUACUGGACUUGAGGAAGGCGCUCAAUACAAAUUCAGAAUAAUUGCAAAGACAGCAAUAAAUCAGAGUUUGCCCUCAGAGGAAACAGACGCCAUUCCUGUUAUAGCAGAACAUGUUCCACCAAGAGUUGAGAUUGCCAUUGAGAUGAAAAACCUGAUCAUAGUGAAGGCUGGAGCAAAUGUGUCACUUGAAGCUGAGGUCUAUGGAAAACCAUUCCCGAAGGUUUCAUGGAAGCAUAAUGGCGAACCCUUGAAGCUGACUGAAGGAAUGAAAGUGAAACAGGACAGACACCUGUUUUCUCUGGAACUUUUCGCUGUAGCCAGAAAGGAAACAGGAGAGUAUACUAUUGUUGCUGAAAAUUCAAGUGGAUCCAAAUCUGGCAACAUUAGGCUGAAGGUUCUUGACAAACCUGGACCUCCAGCAUCAGUGAAGGUCAGCCACAUCUUUGCAGACCGUGUCAAACUUAGAUGGGAACAACCUAUAGCUGAUGGUGGCUCUGAAAUAACCAACUACAUUGUAGACAAACGUGAGACAAGCAGAGCCAACUGGGCUCAGGUCACAUCCAAUAUCAAUGGGCAGAUCACAACCUGUUCAGUGGAGAAACUGAUUGAGGGUCAUGAGUAUGAGUUCCGUAUCAGUGCUGAAAACAAGUAUGGUGUUGGGGAUCCCAUUGUCACUGACAGUGUAAUUGCAAAGAAUCCGUUUGGAGUUCCUGGACCUUCUGAACCACCAAUCAUCACAAACAUCAUGUGCAAUCAGAUGACUGUGACAUGGAAGGCACCUAAAGAUGAUGGGCGUGCACCUAUCCUUGGAUACAUUGUUGAAAAACGUGAAAGUCAAGAGGUCAAUUGGGCUAAAGUCAAUCGUAAACCGGUGAUAGACAGAACCAUCAAGGCACCCGGCCUCUCAGAGGGAACGGAGUAUGAGUUUAGAGUUACUGCCCUCAACAAAGCAGGCCUUGGAAAACCAAGUGAUCCAUCCAAUUCCGCAUUUGCAUUGGAUCCUUUGUAUCCCCCUGGACCCCCUGCUUUCCCCAAGGUUGUUGAUUCCACACAUAGCAGCAUCAGCCUUUCCUGGACAAAGCCAGCUUAUGAUGGUGGAUGUGAGAUCUUUGGCUACCAGGUGGAAGUCAAGAGAGCAGACGCUGAGGACUGGAUGAGGUGCAAUGUUCCAAAGGAUCUCCAGGCCACAAAGUUUGUGGUGACAGGUCUCAUGGAUAACACAGAAUACCAGUUCCGUGUUCUUGCAGUGAAUAAGAUUGGAUUUGGCGAUCCCAGCGAAGUUCCUGGAAAUCAUAUGCCCAAAGACAUCUUAAUUGCUCCCGAGGCUGAACUUGAUGCAGAUCUUAGAAAGGCCCUUGUGCUCCGUGCUGGAGUUACAAUGAGAAUCUAUGUGCCACUGAGGGGUCGACCUGCUCCCAAAGUGACUUGGAGCAAAGUUAAUGCCAAUAUCAAAGAGAGGGAUGGACUAAUGAUCAACACAACAGAAUGGGACACAUAUGUGUACUGUGAAAAUAUCAACCGAUAUGAUGCUGGCAAAUAUGUCCUUUCACUUGAAAACAGCAGUGGAUCAAAGUCAUACACCAUUAUUGUCAAGGUCCUAGAUACUCCUGGACCACCCCUUAAUCUAAUUGUGAAGGAGACCUCAAAGACCCAUGCAUCUAUAACUUGGGAGCCUCCACUUAUUGAUGGUGGAAGCCCUGUAAAGAGUUAUGUUGUUGAGAAACGCCUUGCAGAGAGAAAGGCAUGGACCUGUGUUGCCCCUGAAUGCCCUAAAGUGUCAUUUAGAAUUCCAAACUUGGAGGAAGGAAAGGCUUACUGUUUCAGAGUGUCUGCAGAGAAUGUCUAUGGUGUUGGGGAGGGUUGUGAAACUCCUGCACCAGUCAAGGCUUCAGAACAACCUGGACCAGUUAUGGAGUUCAAGCCUGCUGCUAUUACUAAAGAUUCAGUUACACUUGGCUGGAAGAAACCAGUUAGUGAUGGUGGAAGCCACAUUGUUGCCUAUGUUUUGGAAAUCAGUGAGGGGGAGGAAAAAUGGAAAGAAUUAAUGAAAUCUAGGCUCACACAGUUCACUGUUGGUAGCCUUGAAGAAGGAAAGGAGUACACAUUCAGAGUCAAAGCCAUCAAUGAAUCUUUAGAAGGUCCUCCAACUGAACUCACUGUGCUUGCUAAAGAUCAGAUAGUUCUACCGAAUGUUGACCUCAGUGGUGUGCCAGAUGGUUGUUAUGUGGCAAAAGAGGGCAGCACUGUGCGCAUCACCAUUCCUGUCAUUGGCACACCUACUCCCAUUGCUAUCUGGAAGAAGGGUGGUAUUAGUCUGUCAGACAGUGGAAGGAUCUCAAUUGAACCUGCUUCAGGCGGCAGUACUUUGCUUAUCCGUGACAUCCACCGGAGUGAUGCUGACAAGUACACAAUCAUUGUGAGGAACAGUGGUGGCACCAAAGAAGCGGCCAUUGAUGUGAAGGUUGUUGGCAAGCCAGGUCAGCCAACUGGUCCCAUUACUUUUGAUGAAAUCACUGCAGAGGCAAUCACAAUUGAAUGGGGUCCACCAAAGGAUGAUGGUGGCUCAGAAAUCUCCAACUACAUUGUGGAGAAGAGACACACCACAGCCAAUAAGUGGGUUACUGUUGCUUCAGCAAUACAGAAGACUACCAUGCGAGUGAUGAGACUCCAUGAUGGCACUGAGUAUAUCUUCAGAGUAUUCGCAGAAAACAAAUAUGGAGUUGGCGAGUGGCUCAGAUCUGAUCCAGUCAUUGCUAAGCAUCCAUUCGAUGUGCCUGAUGCACCAGCACCACCAGAAAUCAUCAGCAUUCGUCAUGAGUCAGCUAUUCUAACCUGGUCAGAUCCAAAAGAUUCUGGAGGCUCUCCAAUUACAGGAUAUCACGUUGAGUUCAAGGAAAGAAACAGUUUGAUGUGGAAGAGAGCUUGCAAGACCCCCAUUAGAGUGAAGGAGUGCAGAGUGACCGGUUUGAUUGAAGGCCUAGAGUAUGAAUUUAGAGUUAUUGCCAUGAAUAGGGCUGGUCUUGGAAAGCCAAGCAAAACUACAGAGCCUAUUGUUGCACUUGAUCCUAUUGAUCCUCCUGGUAAACCAGAUGUUAUCAAUGUUACAAGAAACUCUGUAACACUGAUCUGGACCGCACCUAAGUAUGAUGGAGGUCACAAACUGACUGGUUACAUUGUUGAGAAAUUAGAACAUCCAGGAAAGGCAUGGAUGAAAGCCAACCAUGUGAAUAUCCAGGAAUGUGCAUACACAGCAACAGAUAUGCAAGAGGGCUGCAAGUGUGAAUUCAGGAUUAGAGCAAAGAAUGCAGCAGGUGCAAUCAGCGUUCCAUCUGAGCAGACUGAUACUCUUGUUCUUAAAGAUGAAUAUGAGCCUCCAACUGUUGAAAUUGAUCCAGAUAUGAAGGAUGGUGUCAGUGUUAGAGCUGGAGACACAAUUAUAAUUACUGCCUCGAGCAUCCUUGGAAAACCACCCCCAACUGCUGCUUGGUCCAAGGGAGGCAGGGAAUUGAAGUCAUCAGAUACCUGCCAAAUUAAGAGCACCCCAACCUCCUCCACAAUUUCCAUCAAAUAUGCUAACAGGAAGAACGCUGGCGAGUAUGUAAUUACUGCAAGCAAUCCAUUUGGCAUCAAAGAAGAACGUGUCAGGGUCAAGGUUCUGGAUAUCCCUGGCCCUCCAGGUCCAAUUGAGAUCAGCAACGUUUCUGCUGAGAAGUGCACACUGACUUGGCUACCUCCUGAGGAGGAAGGUGGCGUUGUCAUCAAAUCUUACACUAUUGAGAAGAGGGAAACUAGCCGCCUUCUCUGGACAAAGCUUGCAGAGAAUGUCAUGGACUGCCGAUUUGUUGCCAGCAAACUCAUUAAAGGAAAUGAGUACAUCUUCCGUGUCUCAGCAGUGAAUCAGUAUGGUACUGGUGAUUCAACAUUGUCUGGUUCGGUCAAGAUGAUUGACAGCUACAGACCACCUGGGCCACCAUCAAGGCCAGAAAUUGAUAAUGUGAGCAGAACAGCUGUCACAAUCUCUUGGAGGAGACCUGCUAUUGAUGGAGGAAGUGACAUUAGAGGAUAUAGUGUGGAGAGGAAAGAGAGGAGAGGAAUGAGAUGGGUGAGAGCUUGCAAGAGAACAGUGCCUGACCUUCGUUACAAAGUGCAGGGCCUGACAGAGGGAGUAGAGUAUGAAUUCCGUGUCACUGCUGAGAACAAGGCUGGCUUUGGCGAGCCAAGUGAGGCCUCACCAUCUGUGGUGACCAAGGAUAUUGUUUAUCCCCCUGGACCUCCAUCCAAUCCAAGAAUUACUGACACAACAAAAACAACAGCAACUUUCCACUGGGGCAGACCUUUCUAUGAUGGUGGGCUUGAUGUAGAAGGAUACAUUGUUGAACACAAACGUGAAGGAGAUGAGGACUGGAUUGAGGAUGCGUCAGGCUUGAAAAUAAAUGAAUUUGUUGUUUCCAACCUUCAGUCUGGUGGGAAAUACCUCUUCAGGGUGAAAGCUACAAACUCAGAGGGAACUGGGGAAGCUGGAGAAGUUGAAGAAGUGAUUGAACUUGCAGACCGUGAAUCUGUCCCAGACUUUGAGCUUGAUGCAGAGCUCAGGAAAACGCUUGUUGUUAGGUCAAGAGCCUCAAUCCGCAUAUUUGUACCAAUUAAGGGGCGUCCUACCCCUGAGGUGAUCUGGUCCAAGGACAAUAAACCCCUGAAAGGAAGAGCACACAUUGAUACCACUGAAUCAUACACUCUUGUUGUGGUCCCUGACUGCACGAGAUAUGACGCAGGAAAGUACUUCUUGAGUUUGGAAAAUGUUGCUGGUAAGAAGACUGGAUUUGUUAAUGUCAGAGUCAUUGAUACUCCUGGACCUCCAGUAAAUCUUCAACCUAGAGAAAUCACUAUAAACAGCAUCACCCUUCAGUGGGAGAUUCCAAUAAUUGAUGGUGGCUCCAAAAUUACUAAUUACAUAAUUGAGAAACGUGACGCUACAAAGAAGGCCUAUACACUGAUCACUUCUGAAUGGCAAAAGUGUUCCUACAAGUUUGCUAAUCUUGAAGAAGGAAAUGAAUACUACUUCAGAAUAACUGCUGAAAAUGAAUAUGGUGUUGGCGAGCCAGCAGAAACACCUGAAACUAUCAGAGCCUCUCAGGCACCAACUGCUCCAGAAAACCUUUAUGUGACUGAUGUGUCAAGUGAGACGGCAACUCUUACGUGGACAAAGCCAAAACACGAUGGUGGUAACAUAAUAACUGGAUAUGUUAUUGAGGCUCAGAGAGCUGAUCAGAAGGAAACAGAUCAGUGGACUCAUGUGACAACAAUUAAAGCUCUUGACUAUGUUGCAACAGAUCUGCAAGAAAAUACAGAGUAUAUAUUCAGAAUCAUGGCUGUAAACAAGUCUGGCAGAAGCAACCCACGUGAAAGUCGGCCAGUCAUAAUUAGGGAACAAACUGCCGCACCUCAGUUUGACCUUAGAUCAGUCUACCAGAAGACAGUGGUCAUCAGGGCAGGAGAUAACUUGAAGGUUGAAAUUCCUGUGCUGGGCCGUCCAAAACCCUCAGUUGUGUGGAAAACAGAGGGCAAAGAAAUUAAACAGACACAGAGAAUGAACAUUGACAACACAGCAACCUCAACUAUCUUGAACAUUAGAGAGAUCAAGAGGAAAGAUGGCGGAGAGUACACUAUGAUUGGAAAGAACAUCAUUGGAACAGUCACUGAAAUUAUCACAGUUGUAAUACAUGACAUCCCUGGAGCCCCAACAGGACCAAUUAAGGUGGAUGAAGUUUCUUGUGAUUAUGUUCUAUUUUCCUGGGAGGCCCCAGAAAUUGAUGGUGGAGUUCCAAUCAACAAUUACAUCGUUGAGAUGAGAGAGACCACAGGAACAUCAUGGAUGGAGCUGGCAGCAACAGUUAUUCGUACAACAUUUAAGGCUGCUCGUCUGAAAACAGGAAUUCAAUAUCAAUUCCGUGUUAAAGCCCAGAACCGGUAUGGUUUUGGCCCCUACAUAACAUCAGAGCCUGUUGUUGCAGCUUAUCCAUUUGAUGUCCCAGGGCAGCCGGGAAUACCCCAAGUAAUUACCUUUACUAAAGAUGCAAUGACCAUAAGUUGGAACGAGCCUUCAUCUAAUGGUGGAAGCCCAAUUUUAGGUUAUCACAUUGAGAGAAAAGAGAAAAACAGCAUCCUUUGGCAGAGGACCAGCAAGGCCCUUGUGGUUGGAAACCUCUACAAAUCAUCAGGUCUCGUGGAUGGAAUUCCAUAUGAGUUCCGUGUCAUAGCUGAGAACAUGGCUGGUUUGAGUAAGCCAAGCAAGCCAUCAGAGAUGACAUUUGCCCUGGACCCUGUAGAUCCUCCAAGUCAACCAUUGGCUAUUAAUAUUACCAGACAUGAAGUGACUCUUCGCUGGGAAAGACCUGAAGGCGAUGGUGGUUUUUCAAUCACUGGAUAUACAGUAGAAAAGAAGCAGAUACCAGAUGGUCGCUGGCUUAAAGCAAACUUUAGUAAUAUCUUGGAAACAACAUUCACUGUCAGUGGACUCAUAGAGGAUGCAUCCUAUGAAUUCCGUGUUAUGGCAAGAAAUUCUGCUGGUGCUGUUAGCAAGCCAUCUCCAACAUCUGAGGUGGUCACCUGCAGAGAUGACAUUGAAGAGCCUAAAAUUGAAGUUGAAGCCAUUUAUAAUAAUAUGCUUGUGGUGAGAGCAGGAGAUGUCUUCACUCUGGAUGCCACUGUCACAGGGCGACCCAUACCAUCCUUACUCUGGACCAAAGAUGGAAAAGAGUUGGAUGAUGCAGCAAAAAUAGAAAUCAAAAGCACAGACUUUGCCACAACACUGAUCAACAGAGAUUCUCUGAGAAGAGAUGGUGGUACAUUCGUUCUGACAGCCAGUAACCCUGGUGGUUUUGCCAAGCAAGUGUUCAAUGUUAAAGUUCUUGAUAGGCCAGGACCUCCUGAUGGGCUCAGAGUUACUGAUGUGAAUGUAGAGAAAUGUGUAUUAAACUGGUUGCCACCCUCACAUGAUGGUGGUGCAAAGAUAGAGCACUACAUAAUUGAGAAGCGUGAAACAAGCAGAAUUGCAUGGACAAAUGUGGCAUCAGAUCUGAAGGUGAACCGUUACAAAGUAACUAAACUGCUAAAAGGCAAUGAGUACAUUUUCAGAGUAAUGGCUGUGAACAAAUAUGGAGUUGGAGAACCCAUUGAAUCAGUGCCAACACUUGCAACCAAUCCAUAUGUACCAACAGAUCCUCCACAACAACCCGAGGUGACUACCAUUACUAAAGAUUCAAUGGUUGUCUGCUGGGGACACCCAGAGAAUAAUGGCGGAAGCAGUAUCAAUACUUACGUUAUUGAAAGAAGAGAUAAGACUGGUCUUCGCUGGGUCAAAUGUAACAAGAGGACUGUGAGUGAUCUACGAUUCAAGGUCUCCGGACUUACUCCAGGGCAUGAAUAUGAGUUCAGGGUUCUGGCAGAAAAUGCUGCAGGCUUGAGUUUGCCAAGUCCAGAGAGUCCAUUCUAUAAAGCAUGCGACACAGUGUUCCAACCUGGACCAGUAGGCAAUCCAAGAAUUCUGGAUACGUCAAAGUCCUCCAUUACACUUGCUUGGAACAAACCUGUCUAUGAUGGUGGAUCUGACAUUACAGGAUAUAUGGUGGAAACCUGCUUACCUGAGGAAGAUGAAUGGACAAUUGUCUCUCCAAAGACAGGCUUAAAAGCAACAUCAUUUACAAUUACUGGUCUUAAGGAAAAUCAGGAAUACAAAAUCAACAUUGCAGCACUCAACUGUGAAGGAGUGGGUGAGCCUACAUCUGUGCCAGGAACACCAAUAGCAGAGGACAGACUGAUUCCUCCAGAAAUUGAGCUUGGUGCAGAGCUCAGAAAGAUUGUUUGCCUCCGUGCUUGCAGCACACUUAGACUGUUUGUUCCCAUUAGAGGAAGACCCGCCCCUGAGAUCAGAUGGUCCAGAGAGAAUGGUGAGCCACUGGAGAGAGCCAAUAUUGAAAACACAUCAUCAUUUACAUCAGUCAUGGUUGAAAAUGUUGACCGUUUUGAUAGUGGAAAAUAUAUGUUGACAGUGGAAAACAGCACUGGAGUAAAAACAGCAUAUGUAAAUGUCAGAGUUCUUGACACUCCUGGUGCCCCCCAGAAUCUUAGUAUUAAGGAGAUUACAAGGGAUUCUGUUUCUCUUAUGUGGGACCCACCCAUUAUUGAUGGCGGUUCCAGGACAAGACACUACAUUGUGGAAAAACGUGAAUCUACAAGGAAAGCAUACUCUACUGUAAAUGCUGGCUGCCCUAAGACAAGUUGGAGAAUCGGAGAUCUGAAGGAGGGUCACAUCUACUUUUUCAGAGUGUUGGCAGAGAAUGAAUUCGGUAUUGGUCUUCCAGUGGAAACAGAUUCUAUUAAGGUCUCUGAAAAACCUCUUCCACCAGGCAAAAUUACUCUUAAAGAGGUCACAGGAACCAGUGUUACCUUAUCUUGGGAGAAGCCUGAUCAUGAUGGAGGCAGUCGUAUCACAGGAUACAUUGUUGAGAUGCAAGGAAAAGGCAGUGAAAAAUGGACGCAGUGCGCAGUUGUAAAAGCUACAGCAGCUGUAGUAGCUGGACUGACACAAGGGGAAGAGUACUCUUUCCGCAUUUCAGCAACCAAUGAGAAAGGAAUGAGUGAUCCUCGCCUAUUAGGUGUGCCUGUAGUGGCUAAAGAUACUGUCAUCACACCAACCUUCAAGGUUUUGUUCAGCACAUUUAGUGUUUUGGCUGGUGAUGACCUUAAAAUUGAUGUGCCAUAUGCAGCUCAACCGAAGGCAUCUGUCAUAUGGCUCAAAGAUGGCGUUGCUCUGAAAGAAACCACAAGGGUCAAUUCAGAUGUCACUGACAACAACCUACGUCUUGUAGUCAAGGAGGCAACUAGAGAUGAUGUUGGCAAGUACACCAUUAAACUUACAAACACAGCAGGUGAGGCCACUACAGACAUUUCUGUUGUUGUUCUGGACAAGCCUGGUCCACCAACUGGUCCCAUCCAGAUUGAUGAAGUGACAGCUGAUAGCAUGACCCUGACAUGGCAACCUCCUGAAUAUGAUGGUGGCUGCGCUAUCAAUAACUACAUUGUGGAAAAGAGAGACACCUCAACAACAAACUGGCAGAUUGUGUCUGCAACUGUAGCAAGAACAACUAUUAAAGCAGCUAGGCUUAAGACUGGCUGUGAGUAUCAGUUCAGAAUUGCAGCAGAAAACCGGUAUGGAAAGAGUUCUGUACUCGUCUCUGAAGCAAUGGUUGCUCAGUAUCCAUUUGAUGUCCCUAGUACUCCAGGUACUCCUUCGGUACAGGCUGCAACAAAGGAGACCAUGCUUGUUGUGUGGGACAAACCAGGUAGCGAUGGUGGAAGCAAGAUUCUUGGUUAUCACUUGGAAAGUAAGGAAAGAAACAGCAUUCUUUGGAUGAAACAGAACAAGCAAAUCAUUCCUGAAACAAAAUUCAAAGUUGUUGGCCUGGAAGAAGGCAUUGAAUAUGAAUUCAGAGUGUAUGCAGAAAAUAUUGUUGGUCUGAGCAAAUCAAGCAAAUUGUCAGAAAUACAAGUUGCCAGAGAUCCUUGUGAACCUCCAGGCAAGCCUGAAGCAGUGAUUGUAACUAGAAGUGCAGUUACCCUCAGAUGGACCAAGCCAGAAUUUGAUGGUGGUAUCAAAAUCACUGGCUACUUAGUUGAGAAAAAGGAAUGUCCUGGUGGUCGCUGGAUGAAAGCUAGCUUCGCUAACAUCAUUGAAACAGAAUUUGUGGUCACUGGCCUUGUUGAGGAUCAGAUAUAUGAAUUCCGUGUUAUUUCAAGAAACGCUGCUGGAGUGGCAAGUGUGCCAUCUCCGAGCACUGGAGAAAUCACAGCUAAAGAUGAAGUUGAUCCACCUCAGAUAGACAUUGACUCUAAAUACGCUUCAGUCCUUGUGGUAAAUGCUGGAGAGUCAUUCAGAAUUGAUGCUGGUAUUCAAGGAAAACCUGUGCCUACAGCUCACUGGCUAAAGGGUGGCGAAGAGCUUACAAAUACAGCACGUCUUGAGAUUAAGAACACAGACUUUAUAGCUUCUCUAAGCGUAAAGGAAGCCAUUCGUGUUGAUGGAGGUCAAUACACUCUUCUUUUGAAGAAUGUUGGUGGAGAGAAGUCUGUGAAUAUCAACGUUAAAGUUUUAGACAGACCUGGUCCACCUGAAGCACCAAUUCAAAUCUAUGGAGUGACAAAUGAAAAAUGCAGCAUUUCUUGGAAACCUCCACAACAAGAUGGAGGAGCUGAUGUAUCUCAUUAUAUUGUUGAGAGGAGAGAGACCAGCAGAUUAGUUUGGACUAGAGUGGAAUCUAAAGUUCAGACUCAGAAUCUCAAGAUCACAAAACUUCUCCCUGGUAAUGAGUACAUUUUCAGAGUGAUUCCUGUGAACAAGUAUGGAGUUGGUGAACCUUUGGAAUCAGAUCCAGUCAUUGCUACUAAUCCAUUUGUUGCACCAAGUGCACCAACUGGUGUUGAAGUGUCCACUGUGACAAAAGAUUCUAUGGUUAUUACCUGGGAAAGACCAACAAAUGAUGGAGGCAACCCAAUUUCAGGAUUUGUUAUUGAAAAACGUGACAAAGAAGGGGUGCGCUGGACAAGAUGCAACAAGCGUGUUAUUAGUGAACUUCGCUUCAGGGUUUCAGGGCUGACUGAGAGCCGUAGCUAUGAAUUCAGAGUGUCUGCUGAAAAUGCAGCUGGAAUUGGAGCACCUAGUGCCGCGACUCCUUAUGAAAAGGCACUGGAUCCCAUUUUCAAACCAGGCCCACCAAAUAAUCCUAAAGUAAUCGACACUUCACGAACAUCUGUAGUCCUUUCAUGGGGCAAACCUAUCUAUGAUGGUGGUUGUGAUGUUCAAGCAUACAUUGUAGAAGCCUGUGAUGUUACAGCUGAUGAAUGGACAAUGUGCACUCCACCUACUGGAAUCACACAGACAAGAUUUGAAGUGAAGAAACUCCUUGAAAAGCAUGAAUACAGAUUCAGAAUCUGUGCCAUAAAUAAGAUGGGAGUUGGUGAGAGUGCUGAUCUGCCUGCACCAGUCCUCCUUGAGGAAAAACUGGAGGCACCAGACCUUGACCUUGAUGCUGACCUCAGAAAGAUGAUUAAUGUCAGAGCUGGAAGCACCCUGCGAGUAUUCCUUCCAAUAAGAGGACGCCCUGCACCUGAAGUCAAAUGGGGUAAAGCUGAGGGUGAAAUGAAAGAAACAGCUCAAAUUGAUACGACAAGCAGUUAUACUUCCCUUGUUAUUGAAAGCGUUGACAGAUUUGACAGUGGAAAAUACAUAGUGACUGCUGAGAAUGCAAGUGGAGUAAAAUCUGUUUUCAUUAGUGUACGAGUGCUGGAUACACCUAGUCCUCCUCAGAACUUCACUAUCAAGGAGAUCACCAAGAAUUCCAUCACUCUUACUUGGGAGCCACCGGCUUUAGAUGGUGGUUCUAAGAUAAAGCAUUACAUUGUAGAGAAGAGAGAGACCACAAGGAAGGUGUACUCUCCUGUUGUAACUUGCAACAGGAUGUCAUGGAGGAUAGAUCAACUCCAAGAGGGUCAAAACUUUUUCUUCAGAGUUCUUGCUGAAACUGAACUUGGCAUUGGCUUACCAGCAGAAACUCUUGAGCCUAUCAAGAUCUCAGAAGUCCCACAACCACCUGGACGAAUGUCAGUUGUGGAUGUUACAAGAAAGACUAUUUCUCUUGCUUGGGAGAAACCUGAUCAUGAUGGAGGCAGCAAGAUAAGCCACUAUGAAGUUGAGAUGCAAGUAAAGGACUCUGACAAAUGGUCUUUGUGUGCUCAAAUAAAGGCACUUGAAACUGUAGUUACUAAUUUAGCCAAGGGCCAGGUAUACACAUUUAGGGUAAUUGCUGUUAACGACAAAGGAAAGAGUGAUCCCAGAAUCCUUGGCAGUUUUGUUGAAGCAAAGGACCUGGUCAUCCUACCUGCUGUCCGCCCAAGAUUCAGCACUUACAGUGUACAAGUUGGCUAUGAUCUCAAAAUCGAAGUUCCAAUUGCUGGACAUCCCAGGCCAACCAUCACCUGGACUAAAGAUGGUGCAGCUCUGAAACAGACCACAAGAGUGAAUGUUGCAGACAGUGCACACCACACAAUGUUCACCCUUAAGGAAGCGACAAAAGAUGAUGGUGGCAUGUACAACAUUUCUGUAGCCAAUACUCUUGGACAGGCUGAAGCUAGCAUUGAAAUCAUAACACUUGACAAACCUGGUCCUCCAACAGGCCCAGUGAGACUUGAGGAUAUUAGUGCUGAAAGUAUUACCCUGUCUUGGGACCCACCUGCGUACACUGGAGGUUGCCCAAUUUCAAAUUAUGUUGUUGAGAAGAGAGACACAACCACCACCAACUGGGUUACAGUGUCUGCCACAGUUGCAAGAACAACACUAAAAGUAGCAAAUCUGAAAACUGGCGCUGAAUAUCAAUUCAGAAUCUAUUCUGAAAACAGAUAUGGAAAAAGCCAUGCUAUUGAUUCUGAACCUGUUCUUGCCCAGUAUCCAUUCAAAGAGCCUGGACCUCCGGGCACUCCAUAUGUGUCUGCAUUCACAAAGGAGUCCAUGACUGUGGAAUGGCACAAACCCAUCUCAGAUGGAGGCAGUGUUAUUCUCGGCUAUCAUCUUGAAAGAAAGGAGAAGAAUAGCAUUCUGUGGACAAAGAUAAAUAAGUCCCUCAUUCAAGACACUAGAUUCAAAACAUCCCCAUUGGAAGAGGGAAUCGAGUAUGAGUUUAGAGUUUAUGCUGAGAACAUUGUUGGUAUUGGUCAGUGCAGCAAACUUUCAGAGGGAUGUGUAGCACGUGACCCUUGUGAUCCACCUGGUACACCUGUGGCCAUCAUUGUGAGCAGACACUCAGUGAGAUUGCGCUGGACUCCUCCAGAGUAUGAUGGUGGCAGCAUGGUCACUGGAUAUGUUGUGGAGAAACGAGAUCUUCCAGAUGGUCGUUGGAUGAAGGCAAGUUUCGCAAAUGUCAAAGAAACAGAAUUUUCUGUUGAAGGACUAACAGAAGACUCUAAAUAUGACUUCAGAGUAAUUGCCAGAAAUGCAGCUGGUGCUAUCAGCAAACCGUCUGAGAGCACUGGGUCAAUCACAGCAAAGGAUGAGGUGGAAUUGCCAACAUGUGAAAUUGAUUCCAAGUUCUCCCAGAUCAUAGUUGUAAAUGCAGGUGACACAUUCACGCUUGAAGCUGAUGUUCAAGGAAAACCACUGCCCACAAUUCAGUGGUUCAAGGGUGAUGUGGAAGUUGAAAUGUCUGCCAGAUGUGAAACCAAAAAUUCAGACUUUAAAGCAGUACUUGUGGUUAAAGAUGCCAUUAGAAUUGAUGGAGGACAAUACACUGCCCAUCUUUCCAAUGUAGCAGGAACUAAAACUGCAUCAUACAAUGUGAAAGUUCUUGACAGACCAGGGCCUCCAAAAGGACCUCUAACUGUAUCUGGUGUGACAUGUGAAAAAUGUUCACUGUCUUGGCUUCCUCCAGAACAUGAUGGUGGCAGUAGUAUUUCUUACUAUGUCAUCCAAAAGAGAGAAACAAGCCGUCUUGCAUGGACUGUAGUUAAUAGUGAAUGUGGAGCAACUAUGUUUAAAGUCACCAAGCUCCUCCAAGGAAAUGAAUACAUUUUCCGUGUCAUGGCUGUUAACAAGUAUGGUGUCGGUGAACCCCUAGAAUCUGCACCAGUGAUUAUGAGAAAUCCAUUUGUUGCUCCUGAUCCACCUAAAGACAUCGAAAUCGCUAACAUUUCAAGAGAUUCCAUGACAGUGUGCUGGAGCCGAUCAGAGAAUAAUGGUGGCAGUGAAAUUAGUGGGUAUAUUGUGGAGAAGAGAGACAGAGCUGGAGUUAGAUGGACAAAGUGCAACAAACGCAGAGUAACAGAUCUUCGUUUCAGAGUGACAGGACUCACAGAAGAUCAUGAGUAUGAGUUCAGGGUCUCAUCGGAAAAUGCAGCUGGACCUGGACAACCAAGCAAAGAAACUAUUUACUUCAAGGCAUCUGACCCCACAUUUAAUUCUGGCCCACCCACAAAUGUUCAUGUUCUUGACACCACCAAAAAUUCCGUCUCUCUGGCAUGGGGCAGACCCAUCUAUGAUGGUGGCUGUGACAUUCAGGGAUAUGCUGUGGAGAUUUGCAAAGCAGAUGAACAGGAUUGGACCAUCUGCACACCAUCAACUGGAAUAAAUGCCACUAAAUUUACUAUCACUAAGCUCAUAGAGCACCAGGAGUAUAAGGUUCAGGUAUGUGCUAUUAACAAAGAAGGAGUUGGUGAACCAGCUGCCCUACCUGGAACCGUCAAACCUGUAGACAACAUGUUUGCCCCAGAGAUUGAGCUUGAUGGAGAUCUGAGAAAAGGUAUAGUCGUCCGCGCUGGUGGAUCUAUGAAAAUCAGGAUACCCUUCAAAGGACGUCCUGCUCCAGAAAUUAACUGGACCAAAGAUGAUGGGGAUCUUUCUGAAAGGGCUCAAAUUGAAAAAGCCCUUGAUUACACCGUGGUAUCAAUUGACAUCUGUGACAGAAAUGAUGCUGGAAAAUAUACCCUGAAUUUGGAAAACAACUGUGGAUCAAAGUCAGCAUUUGUCAAUGUUAAAGUUCUGGACACUCCAGGACCCCCAUUAAAUCUCAGUGUGAAAGAUAUAACAAGAAAUUAUGUCACUCUGACUUGGGAGCCUCCAGCUAUUGAUGGUGGUGCCAAAAUCAAGAACUAUGUUGUGGACAAGCGUGAUUCAACCAGAGUGGGCUAUGCCAAUAUCACCACCAAAUGCACUAAGACAACUAUCCGUAUUGGAGAUCUUAUUGAGGGUGGCAUUAGUUACUUCAGAGUCAUGGCUGAGAAUGAAUUUGGAGUUGGCUUACCUGCUGAAACAGAGGAUGGAGUCAAAACAUCAGAGAUUCCUCUGUCUGUUGGUAAGGUCACCCUAACUGAUGUCACAAAAACUACAGCCUCGUUGUCAUGGGAGAAACCAGACUUUGAUGGUGGUAGUAGGAUUCUAGGAUACUAUAUUGAAAUGCUGCUUUCAGGAUCAGAGGAAUGGGUUGUAGCAACAACAACUAAGUCUUGUGAGGGAACAAUCACUGGGCUUAGAACAGGUCAGGAAUAUCUCUUCAGAGUUUCAGCAUUCAAUGACAAAGGAAGAAGUGAUCCAAGAUCAUUACUUGCUCCUGUAGUCAUUCAAGAUAUCACUUUGGCACCCCAUCUCAAGAUGACUGUGAACACAUUCAGUGUUCAGGCUGGUUAUGAUUUGAAAGUAGAGAUACCUGUAUCUGGUCGUCCAGCACCAACUAUUACAUGGGCUAAAGACGGGCAUACUCUCAAAGAAACCACCAGAUUGAAUGUGUCUACCACAGCAACAUCAACUCUUCUUCGUCUCAAAGAUGCUACCAGAGAUGACUCUGGUAAAUACACCAUCACAGCUGUUAAUACUGCAGGAACAGUAACGGAGGAAAUUGGAAUAAUAACUCUUGACAAGCCUGGUCCCCCAGUUGGACCAAUCAAAAUUGAAGAAGUCAGUGCAAACUUUGUCACCCUCUCUUGGGAGCCACCUGUGUAUACUGGCGGUUGUCAAAUCAACAAUUACAUUGUGGAAAAACGUGACACAACAACCACCAACUGGCAGAUUGUGUCUGCAACUAUUGCACGUACUACAAUCAAAGUAACUAAGCUAAGGACUGGAACAGAAUAUCAGUUUAGGAUUUCAUCUGAAAACAGAUAUGGAAAGAGUCCAGCAAUUGAUUCAACCCCUGUUGUUGUACAAUAUCCUUUCACUGAGCCACUAGCCCCAGGCACUCCAGAAAUAACAUCAGUGUCUAAAGAUAAUAUGGUUGUUGAAUGGAAGGCCCCUGCUAACAAUGGAGGCAGCCCAGUCCUUGGCUAUCAUGUGGAACGUAAAGAGAGAAACAGUAUACUGUGGACUAAGCUGAACAAACUUUUGAUCCCUGACACUAGACUGAGAACUAAUGGUCUUGAAGAGGGUAUUGAGUAUGAAUACAGAGUCUAUGCUGAAAACAUUGCUGGAAUUAGUCCAGCAAGCAAAAUAUCUGAGAUCACAGUUGCACGUGACCCAUGUGAUUCACCUGGUACCCCUGAAGCUAUCGAGAUUACAAGAAACCAUGUAACACUUCAGUGGACAAAGCCACAGUAUGAUGGUGGUAGCAUAAUUACAGGAUAUGUUGUGGAGAAAAUGAAGCAGCCUGACAAUCGCUGGAUGAAAGCAAGUUUCACUAAUAUCAUUGACACUCAGUUUACAUACACAGGUCUUACAGAAAAUGCAGUGUAUGAAUUUAGAGUCAUUGCAAGAAAUGCAGCUGGUACUUUCAGUAAACCCUCUGAAAGCACUGGAGCGAUCACAGCUAGGGAUGAAAUUGAAGCACCUACCAUUUCCACUGAUACAACUGCCAUUACUGUCUAUGCUGGUGAAUCUUUUACUAUUGAUGCUGAAAUUGCUGGAAAACCAGUUCCUGAAGUUAUGUGGACACGAGAUGGCAAAGAAGUUGAUAAUGCCACACCAAGAGUGGAAAUACAUACUACUCUGCAACGCAGUGUUCUCACAGUGAAGGACUGCAUUAGGGUAGAUGGUGGCCGUUUUGUGCUGAAUCUGACAAACGUUGGAGGCACAAAAGCUGUUCCAGUUAAUGUUAAAGUCCUUGAUAGACCUGGGCCACCUGAAGGUCCAUUGAGAGUAACAGGUGUAACAUCAGAGAAAUGCUAUCUCCACUGGGACCAUCCACCACAUGAUGGUGGUGCAAGCAUUUCCCAUUAUGUUAUUGAGAAGAGGGAGACGAGUCGCCUGUCUUGGACUGUUGUGGAACCCAAAAUCCAAGCAAUUAGUUACAAAGUGACCAAACUCCUGCCAGGAAAUGAGUACAUCUUUAGAGUUAUGGGAGUGAAUAAAUAUGGAGUUGGUGAGCCUCUGGAGUCUGAGCCUGUCAUUGCACGCAAUCCAUUCAAGCCACCUGGUCCACCUUCAACACCUGAGGCAGGUGCCAUAACAAGGGAUUCAAUUGUUUUGACAUGGGAACGGCCCGAAGAUGAUGGAGGUUCAAUGAUCGACGGUUACGUCCUGGAAAAACGUGACAAGGAAGGGGUCCGCUGGACAAAGUGCAACCGCAAACGACUCACAGAUUGUCGUUUCAGGGCCUCCGGAUUACAUGAGGGACAUUCUUAUGAGUUCAGAGUAUCUGCUGAGAAUGCAGGCGGAGUUGGAACACCAAGUAAGCCAUCAGAAUAUUACAGAGCCUGUGAUGCCACAUACCCCCCUGGUCCUCCAAAUAACCCCAAAGUAACUGACCACUCUAGCACCACUGUGUCCCUUGCAUGGAGUAGACCUAUUUAUGAUGGUGGUGCAUUAGUCUCUGGAUACAUGGUUGAAGUGAAAGAAGUCUCAGAGGAUGAAUGGAUUAUUGCCACCCCACCUUACGGUGUGCAAGCAACCCAUUAUACUGUGAAGAAAUUGAGGGAAAAUGCAGAGUACAACUUCCGCAUCUCUGCUAUGAAUAUUGAAGGAGUUGGAGAGGCUAUUGAUCUUCCAGAUGCUGUGACUGCUGCAGAAAAACUUGAGAUUCCUGAGAUUGAACUGGAUGCAGACCUUAGAAAGAUGGUCAAUGUCCGUGCAAGUGCAUCACUGAGGCUCUUUGUUACCAUCAGAGGAAAACCUGAACCUGAGGUCAAGUGGAGCAAGGCUGAUGGUACUUUGACAGAGCGUGCACAAAUUGAAGUUACCAGCUCCUACACCACGCUUGUCAUUGAAAAUGUUGACAGAUUUGAUACUGGUAAAUAUGUUUUGACUCUUGAAAACAACAGUGGCACUAAAUCAGCCUUUAUCAAUGUGAGAGUACUGGAUUCACCAAGUGCACCUGAAAACUUUGAAGUCAAGGAUAUCAAGAGAGAUUCUGUGCAACUCUCCUGGGAACCCCCCCUUAUUGAUGGUGGAGCAAAAAUAACCCAUUACAUUGUGGAGAAGAGAGAGGCUAAGAGAAUGACAUUUACAAGUGUAACAAAUAAUUGUGUCAGGAAUUCUGUAAUCGUUUCUGAUCUCCAAGAGGGAGGUGUUUAUAACUUCCGCGUGUUGGCUGUUAAUGAGCUUGGUGUUGGUUUGCCAGCAGUAACUGAGCCAAUAAAAGUCUCCCAAGCACCUUUACCUCCAGGGAAGGUUACACUUGUUGAUGUAACUCGCCAUACUGUAAGUCUUGCAUGGGAAAAACCAGACCAUGAUGGAGGUAGUAAAAUUACAGGCUACAUUGUGGAAAUGCUUCCCAAAGGAGCUGAUAAAUGGACUGUCUGUGCCACAGUGAAAGCACUGGAAGUACUCGUUGAAGGACUCACUGCUGGAGAAGAGUAUUCAUUUAGAAUCACAUCUUUGAAUGACAAAGGCAAGAGUGAUCCUAAACCACUUGGUGCACCUGUGAUUGCACAAGACAUCACAGCUGAACCUACCAUAAAGCUACUUUUCAACACUUACAGUGUAAAGGCUGGUGAUGACCUCAAAAUUGAUAUUCCAUUCAGAGGCAGACCUCAACCAGAAGUCUCAUGGAAAAAAGAUGGCCAUGUACUCAAGCAGACAACUAGAGUAAAUGUUGUAUCAUCUGCUACAUCAUCAAAAAUAACGAUCAAAGACGCCACAAGGGAGGACAAGGGCAAAUAUGAAAUCACAUUAACAAACUCAAUUGGUACUAAUUCAGCUGAAAUUACAGUAGUUAUUCUGGAUAAACCUGGCCCACCUGGACCGAUUAAAGUUGAUGAAAUCAGUGCUGACAGUGUCUUAUUGUCAUGGGACCCACCAGUGUAUGAUGGAGGCUGCCAGAUCAACAAUUAUGUUGUCGAGAAGAGAGAUACCACCACUACAAACUGGCAAAUAGUGUCAGCCACUGUUGCCAGAACAUCAAUUAAGGUUUCCCGUUUGACACAAGGGAAUGAAUAUCAGUUCCGUGUUGCAGCAGAAAACCGUUAUGGCAAGAGUCAUGUUGUGGAUUCUGCUCUUAUUGUUGCACAAUACUCAUUUGAACCUCCUAGUCCUCCAACCAGUCUCCAAGUUGCACAUGCAACCAAGUCAGGUAUGCUGGUCACAUGGGGUACACCUGCAAAUGAUGGUGGUAGUGCAAUAAUUGGAUAUCACCUGGAAGGAAAAGAACACAGCAGUAUUUUGUGGACAAAACUGAACAGAGGUCUUAUCACUGAAACUCAGUUCAAGGUAACGGGCAUUGAGGAGGGCUUGACAUACCAGUAUCGUGUCUAUGCUGAGAAUAUGGCUGGCAUUGGACCUUGCACAAAGGCCUGUGAGCCUGUUGCUGCUAGAGACCCAUGUGAUCCACCCAGUCAGCCUGAGGUCAUCAACAUUACACGAACAUCUGUUUCUCUGACAUGGACCCCACCAGAGUACAAUGGUGGAGCUAUGGUGACUGGUUACAUUGUUGAGCGCAGAGAACUACCUGAUGGUCGCUGGCUCAAGUGCAAUUUCGCAAAUCUCCAGGAAACUUCCUUUGAUGUAACAGGCCUCACAGAGGAUGUAAGCUAUGACUUCCAUGUUAUUGCCAAGAAUGCUGCUGGACUGCUCAGUGAGCCAUCAAAGGGCACAGGAUCUAUCACUGUCAAAGAUGAUGUUGAUGCACCAUGCAUCACACUGGAGGACAAAUACAGACAGCUGGUGGUUGUUAAAGCUGGAGAUAUUCUAAGCAUUGAUGCCAGUUUCACAGGACGUCCCAUUCCAGUAAUAUCUUGGGCAAAGGAUGGAAAGGAAAUCGAAGCGAAGGCUAGAUUUGAGAUUUCAUCAACACAUGCUGUAACAACUUUAGUUGUGAGAGACAGCAUCAGAAGGGACUCUGGCCAAUAUGUCCUAACUCUACAAAAUGUUGCUGGCACAAGAUCAGUAGCAGUAAACUGUAAAGUACUUGAUCGUCCAGGGCCAUCUCAAGGACCACUGACAGUCUCUAACAUGACAGCAGAAAAAUGCACAUUGUCAUGGGGACUUCCUCAAGAAAAUGGUGGUGCAGAAAUCCAGCAUUUCAUUGUGGAGAAACGUGAAACAAGUCGCCUGGCCUGGACAUUGGUUUAUGGGGACAUGAAGGCUACAACAUGCAAAGUAACUAAACUGCUUAAGGGAAAUGAGUAUAUCUUCAGAGUGAGAGGAGUAAAUAAAUAUGGAACUGGUGAGUCAUUGGAAAGUGAUCCUGCCAAGGCAAUGGAUCCAUUUACAGUGGCCGAAGCACCAACAAAUGUGGAAGUAACUAGUGUCACAAGUGAAGCAAUGACUAUUUGCUGGGAGAGGCCAGAGUCUGAUGGAGGAAGCACUAUUUCUGGCUAUGUGAUUGAGAAACGUGAGAAGACUGGUCUACGCUGGUGUCGUGUGAACAAAAAACCAGUGUAUGACUUGAGAGUCAAAGCAUCCAAUCUCCGUGAAGGAUGUGAAUAUGAAUACCGUGUCUAUGCGGAGAAUGCUGCAGGCUUGAGUCUCCCAAGCACACCUAGCCCCUUGACAAAGGCAGCAGAUCCGUUAUUCCUGCCAUCUCCACCAGCUAAACCCAAAAUUAUUGACUCAUCCAAAACUUCCAUGACUCUUGCCUGGAAUAAGCCAUUGUUUGAUGGUGGAUCUCCAAUCACGGGCUAUCGUGUAGAAUACCAGAAAACAGAUGAUUAUGAUGAUGAAUGGAUGGUUGGGGUGUCAAACACAAAGAACACUGAGUUCACUGUAGUGGGACUUACUUUUGGAGUAGAAUAUAUCUUUGUAGUCAGAUCCAUUAACAAAAUUGGCCUGAGUGAACAAAGCCAACCAACAGAUCCUCAAGUGGCUAAAGAGAGAGAGGAUGAACCUAUUUUCCUUAUUGGUAAUGACAUGAGGAAGACAUUAGUUGUGAAAGAUGGUAGCUCCUUUACUAUGAGAGUACCCUUCAAAGGCAAACCUGUCCCGCAUGUGAUGUGGACCAAGGCUGAUGUUGACCUUAGAGUAAGGGCAACAAUUGAUACGACAGACACUUGCACAGCUAUAACAGUUGAACAAGCAACAAGAUAUGACUCAGGAAAAUAUGUUGUGACGCUACAAAACGUGGCUGGAACGGCAGUACUGAACUUAAAUGUCAAGGUACUUGACUCCCCUGGUCCACCAAAACAUAUUGAAAUUAAGGAGGUCACCAAAAGCUCUGCAACAAUUACAUGGGACACACCUGACAAUGAAGGUGGCGGUCCUGUGAAGAACUAUCUUGUUGAUAUCAGAGAAGCCAGCAAAAAAGGAUGGACUAGGCUCACAGACAAUUGCCCACGGAUGACAUACAAAGUGGCUGACCUGACAGAAGGUGGUGUAUACUAUUUCAGAAUCACUGGUGAAAAUGAAUAUGGAAUCGGUGUGCCAUCUGAGACCAAGGAAGGAACUAAGAUUUCAGAAAAACCAAGCCCACCACCAAAACUUGGAGUUACUGAGGUCACUAAGGACAGUGUUGCUCUUGCAUGGAGCAAACCAGAGCAUGAUGGAGGAAGCCGAAUCACUGGUUAUCUUGUAGAAGCGCUUGAAAAGGGAGAGCAGAAAUGGGUGAAGUGCGGUGUUACCAAAUACACCCACUUUGUUGUCAGUGGUCUAAGAGAAGGUGUGGAAUACUUCUUCAGAAUUCGUGCAGAAAACCAUGCAGGUCUGAGUGAUAUCAAGGAUAUGUUCCACCCUGUCCUUGUGAAAGAUCAGCUGGAAUCCCCCGAGAUCAACAUGAAAGAUUUCCCUCGCAAUACUGUCUAUGUUAGAGCUAGAUCAAACCUUAAGGUAGUCAUUCCACUUACUGGCAAACCAACACCUAAGGUGACUCUUACCAAGGAUGGUGCUGUGCUGAAAUCAACUUUGAGAUUCAAUUCUGAAGUGACUCCAGAUAGCCUCAUCAUCACCCUGCGGGAGAGUGUUGCAGUUGAUGCAGGAAGAUAUGACAUCACUGCUUCAAAUUCAAGUGGAACCACAAAGUCCUUUGUCAAUAUAGUGGUCCUUGAUAGACCAAGUGUUCCAGUUGGACCAGUUGAGUUCUAUGACACCACCGAAGACAGCGUUAGCCUGAAAUGGCUUCCACCUGCAUAUGAUGGUGGCAGCCCAAUCACCAACUACAUUGUACAGAAACGUCAAACAACCACCGCUAACUGGGUUGAUGUGUCAUCAGCAGUUGCGAGAUGUACAAUUAAGAUAAUGAAAAUGCACUCUGGAGUUGAGUAUCAGUUCAGAAUCCGUGCUGAAAAUCGACUUGGCAUCAGUGAACACCUUGACUCUCCACCUAUCACAGUAAAUCUCCCCUACACUGUUCCUGGAGCACCAUCUGCACCAUUUGUAUCUCAUGUCACAAGAGAGAGCAUCACUGUUGACUGGAAAGAGCCCUCAUCUGAUGGUGGAAGCCAUGUAUUUGGAUACCACCUGCAGAUGAAAGACAAAAACAGCAUUCUUUGGCAGAAGGUUAACAAGACUGUUAUCCGUGCCACUCAUUUCAAAGUGACUAAUAUUCAUCCUGGCCUCAUCUAUGAGUUCAAGGUUGCUGCUGAAAAUGCAGCUGGCAUUGGUGAAGUCAGCAAGACAUCAGAUGCUGUCCUGGCAAUUGAUGCCUGUGAGUCACCCACUGAUGUUCGUGUCACUGACAUUACAAAGAACUCAAUCACAGUGGCCUGGAAGAGGCCAUCCUACGAUGGUGGAAGUAAAAUCACCGGGUACAUUAUUGAAAAGAGAGAUGGACCAGAUUGUAGAUGGACUAAAGCUAACUUGGCAAAUGUGUCUAGUUGCAAGUUCACUGUGCAAGGUCUAACUCAGGAUGAGUCCUACGAAUUCAGAGUGAUGGCUAAGAAUGCAGUUGGUUCAAUCAGCAAUCCUUCAAGUGCUAUUGGACCAGUUACAUGUGUCGACACAUUCGGUGCUCCUGAGAUUAUAAUGCCCCAAGAAUAUAUGGAGACUGUGAAACAUAAGGCAGGAGCCACAGUUGAGCUUAAGGUUGGACUUAUUGCCAAGCCACAACCAACAAUUGAAUGGUUUAAAGACGGCAAAGAGAUGGAACCUAGUGCCCAGAUAACUUUCAAGCACACCUUCGAGUCUACAAGCCUCGUUAUGAGGGAUGUCACUCGUCUCAACUCUGGAACGUAUGAUAUCAAGAUCAAGAAUUCCUUGGGAUCUGCAUACGGUUCUAUCCGAGUGCAAAUUCAAGACAAACCUGGACCUCCAGCUGGAUCUAUUCAGUUCAAGAAAAUCACUGCUGACAAUAUGACCAUAAUGUGGGAUCCUCCAGAGGAUGAAGGUGGUGCAAUGGUCACCCACUACAUUGUGGAAAAACGGGAGUCAAGCAGAAUUAUGUGGUCAAUUAUUUCUGAGAAAUUGGAGGACUGCAUUGUGUCUGUGCAGAGACUGAUCAAGGGUAAUGAGUACAUAUUCCGUGUGAGAGGUGUAAACAAAUUUGGAGUUGGAGAUGCAUUGGAAUCUGAUCCUGCUGUUGCACGCAACUCAUUCGUUCCUCCAAGUCAACCAUCCAAACCUCUGGUCACUAUGAUCACUAAAUCAACAAUGACUGUAGUAUGGGAAAGACCAACUCUUGAUGGCGGAAGUGAUAUUGAUGGCUAUUACCUAGAAAAACGGGAGAAGAAGAGUCUGCAGUGGUUUAAGGUCAUCAAAGAUCAGAUCCGUGACACCAGACAAAAGGUCAGCAACCUCACUGAGAAUAAUGAAUACCAGUACCGCGUCUGUGCAAUCAACAAAGCUGGAGCUGGUGCCUACUCAGAAGUAUCCACUUUCUACAAAGCUUACGAUCCAAUUGACCCACCAAGUGAACCAACCAAGCUUACUAUCGUUGACUCCACUAAGACGUCUAUUACACUGGGAUGGGUAAAGCCUGUGUAUGAUGGUGGCAGUGAAAUCACCAGCUAUGUUGUUGAACAAAUGAACACUGAAGAGAGGGAAUGGGUUGUGAUUAGCUCCAAGGGUGAAGUGAGGACAACAGAAUUUGUUGCGUCUCAUCUGAAGCCUGGAAUCUAUUACUUCUUCCGUGUCUCUGCUGUGAACUGUGUUGGAGCUGGACGUCCAAUUGAGCUCGUUCAACCAGUCCAGUCAAAGGAUAUCCUUGAGGAAGCUGAUAUCAACCUUGAUAUCUCUAUGACCACUCAGUAUACAGCAAAGGCAGGCAGAGAUGUGGAAAUCAUGAUUCCUCUCAAGGGCAGACCUGCACCAAAUGUCAUCUGGAGGAAAGGAGACAAAAAUAUUGCUAGCGACUCAAGAUAUGCCAUUAAAAACACAGAAUAUUCAACAACUCUGCUAAUACAAAGAGUGACCCGAGAUGAUUGUGGAAAAUAUCUUCUUGAAAUUGAAAAUGGUGUUGGUGAGCCCAAAAUAAUAACUGUCUCAGUUAAAGUACUAGAUUCUCCAUCAGCUUGCCAUAAGCUGAUUUAUAAGAAUGUCACACGAGGCAAGCUCACACUGAGCUGGGAGCCUCCUCACAUAGAUGGUGGUUCUCCAAUUACCAAUUACAUUGUGGAGAAGAAAGAUGCCAAGAUGAAAGCGUACACCAUUAUCACCACUGAGUGUCCCAACUCCACAUACAAGGUUGAUGGUCUUGAAGAGGAUAUAGCUUAUUUCUUCCGCGUUUCUGCAGAAAAUGAGUUUGGAGUCGGGGAUACAUGUGAAACAGCAGAGCCAGUUAGACCCACCGAAACACCAGGACCUAUCAAAAACCUAGUGAUGAAGGAUUCUACCAACACAUCUGUAACUCUGGCAUGGACCAAACCUGAUCAUGAUGGUGGCAGUCAUAUUUCAGAGUACAUAAUUGAAAAGAGAGCCAAAGAAGAAACAACUUGGUCACUUGCUGCUACAUGCAAGCGUUUGAAUUGUGAAGUUAAACACUUGAAAGAGCUUUCAGUGUUGGACUUCAGAGUGUUUGCUAAGAAUGAAAAGGGUCGUAGUGACUUCUCACAAAUUGGGCCCAUCACUGUCAAGGACUUAGUCCUUGCACCUGAGGCCAACCUCAUUGACUAUCCAGGAGGUGAACUAUUUGUUCGUAUCGGACAAAACAUUGUCAUUGAUUUGCCAUUCAAGGGAAAACCCAAACCAGCUAUUUCAUGGAUGAAGGAAGACGUUCCUCUCAAAGAAAGUGAACAAGUUCGCUUUAGGGAGUCAGAGAGCAAAGCUACCCUGACAGUGAGAGGUGCAAGAAAGGAACAUGCAGGAAAAUAUACACUUGUUCUGGACAAUAAACAAGUCAAGAACUACUUUGACAUCAAAGUAUCGACCCUUGGACCACCUACUGCACCAGUUGGACCCAUACGCUUCGAUGAAAUCAAAGCACAGAGUAUAAUCAUAUCUUGGGAUGAGCCACAGGAAGAUGGAGGUGGAGAAGUUACUUGCUACAGUGUUGAGAAACGUGAAACAUCACAAGCAGCGUGGAAGAUCGUUUGCUCUAGUGUGGUAAGGACCUCAUUUAAAAUAACAAACCUGGUCAAAGACACACAGUACCAGUUCAGAGUCCGUGCAGAAAACAAGUAUGGCGUGAGUGAGCCACUGCAUUCUGAGGAUGUGGUUGCCCAGCACCAGUACAGUCCACCAGGUCCACCAGCCAAACCAAUUGUUCUCAAUGUGACAAGUGAUGGUAUGACCGUACAGUGGGCUGCACCAAGCUUUGAUGGAGGCUCUCCAAUCACUGGCUACCACCUUGAAAAGAAGGACAGAAAUAGCCUUUUGUGGAUGAAGGUUAACUCUUCAGUCAUUUCAAAGAGAGAAUACAGGGCCAUUGGUCUGAUUGAGGGUCUGGAAUACUCCUUCAGAGUUUAUGCUGAGAACAAUGCUGGCCUCAGUCCUGUCAGUGAGCAAAGCAAGCACAAAUUGGCCAUCUCCCCUGUUGAUCCACCUGGCACACCCAACUGCAUUGAUGUCACAAGAGACUCUGUCACACUUCAAUGGGAACCACCCAAGCGCGAUGGUGGCAGUAAGAUUGUGGCAUAUAGUGUUGAAAGGCGCCAAGGAAGAAACAAAUGGCUGAGAUGUAACUUCACUGACAUCAGUGAAUGCCAGUUCACCGUCACAGGGCUUUCAGCUGGUGAUCGCUUUGAAUUCAGAGUGAUUGCACGAAAUGCCAUUGGCACAGUCAGUCCACCCUCUCAGUCUUCUGGCUAUGUCAUGACAAAGGAUGAAAGUGUUAUACCUGAAAUCAUCUUCAGUGCAGAGAAGACCCUUACUAUCAAAGCAGGAGAAAACAUCAAACUUCAGUGCAACAUUAGUGGAAGGCCCUUGCCCCAAGUUACAUGGCACAAAGAUGGAAAGGAACUUGACAAGAUGCUUGUUGACAUUACAACCGUUGUUGGAUCAAGCAGCAUCUUCCUCAGAGAUGCCGAUCGCAAUGACCGUGGUAUUUACACUGUUGAGGCUAGGAAUAGUUCUGGCUCAGCAAAGGAGGAUGUUCUUGUUAGAGUGCAAGACACCCCUGGACCUCCCGAAGGGCCUCUAAGAUUCACCAAUAUUUCAGCUGAGAAGGCUACACUCUGGUGGAGCCCACCAGAAAAUGAUGGCUGUGCAGCUAUCACACACUAUGUUAUUGAGAAGAGAGAAACCUCAAGGAUCUCUUGGGCUCUUGUCACAUCCAAGUGUGAAGCUUGCUCAUUCAAUGCCACAAAGUUGAUCAAGGGCAAUGAGUAUCAGUUCCGUGUGUCUGCUGUCAACAAAUUUGGUGUGGGCAAGCCUCUUGCAUCUGAACCCAUUGUUGCAAAGAUGCAAUUCACUGUUCCUGAAGCUCCUGGAACACCUGACUGUACUCAUGUCACAGGAGACAGCAUCACAUUGGUCUGGACAAGACCCAGAUCAGAUGGAGGAAAUGAAAUCAAGCAUUAUAUCCUUGAGAGACGUGAAAAGAAGAGCUUACAGUGGGUGAAGGUGUCGGCGAAGAGGCCAAUCACAGAACUCAGGCACAGAGUAAUCCGUCUCACAGAAGGAUAUGAGUAUGAAUUCCGUGUGAUGGCUGAAAAUGGUGCUGGCGUUGGACCACCAAGCACCACCUCAAGACUCUUCAAGUGCAGAGAGCCAACGACUUCACCAAGUGCACCAUCUGUGGUCAAGGUAUCAGAUUCCACAAAGUCAUCUGUCACUUUGGAUUGGAUGAAACCUGUCUUUGAUGGUGGAAUGGAAAUCAUUGGUUAUGUCAUUGAGAUGUGCAAGGCAAGCCUUGGGGAGUGGCACAGGGUGAACAAUGAAGCCUGUAUCAACACUAAAUACACUGCAAAGGACCUAGAGCCAGGCGAAGAAUACAAAUUCCGUGUGUGUGCUCUUAAUGGAGCAGGAAAGGGAGAACCUUGUGAGAUACCCAACCCUGUAAGAGCAGUGGACAGACUUACAUCACCAGAGAUGGACAUUGGUGCAGACUUCAAACAGACACACAUUGUGAAAAAUGGAGGCACAGUUUGUCUUCACGUUGCCUUCCGUGGAAAACCCGCACCGCUUGCUACCUGGACAAAGAAUGAUGGUGAAAUUGGUGUGAUGGUUGACAUCAAUACAACUGAACAUUUCAGCACCCUGACCAUGGAGAACUGCACUAGGUAUGAUGCUGGCAAAUACACCUUAUCUCUAGAGAACAAUAGUGGCCGCAAAUCUGUUACAUUCACUGUCAAGGUACUAGACACUCCUGGACCACCUGGACCUGUUUCGUUCAAGGAUGUUACAAGGGGAGCCCUCACUAUCAUGUGGGAUGCUCCAAGCAAUGAUGGAGGUUCACGUAUCACACAUUACAUUCUAGAGAAGCGUGAAGCUAGUCGUCUGAGCUGGCAAGAGUGCAGCCGCAAGUGCAAUCGCCAGAUGUUUAGAGUGACCAACCUUGGAGUGGGUGUACCAUAUGUUUUCAGAAUUAUUGCUGAAAAUCAGUAUGGUGCCGGUGAACCUUAUGAGAUGACCGAACCGGUUGUUGCCACCGAAGAGCCUGCUCCACCCCAGAGGCUUGACGUCAUUGACACCACUAGCUCAUCUGCCUACUUGGUCUGGCUGAAACCCGAGCAUGAUGGUGGAAGCCGUAUCACCGGUUACAUCGUUGAGAUGAGAAUCAAGGGCACUGCUAACUGGCUGGUUGCUGGUGAAACCAAAUCUCUGAAGAUGGUGAUAGAAGGUUUGAUGGAGAACUCUGAAUACCAGUUCCGCGUCAAAGCCCAGAAUGAUUCUGGCGUCAGCUACCCACGUGAUGCUCUAACCUCUGUUGUUAUUAAAGAACCUCGUAUCGAGCCCACUGCAGAUCUCAGUGGAAUCACCAAACAGCUUAUCACUUGCAAGGCUGGAAAUUCAUUUACUAUUGAUAUUCCAAUCAGUGGUAGACCAUCUCCUAAAGUAACAUGGAAACUUGAAGAGAUGAAGCUCAAAGAAACAGACAGAAUCUCAAUCAGGACUUCCCAGGAAAGGACCACCCUGGUGGUCAGAGAUAGCAGGAGAGGAGACAGUGGCAGGUACUAUCUCAUCCUGGACAAUGCUGCCGGAACCAAGACCUUCACGGUUAAUGUCAUUGUCACUGGCAGACCAACUCCACCUACUGGACCUCUUGAAAUUUCAGCAAUCACAUCAGAGUCUUGUGUGCUGGCAUGGGCAGAACCCUCAGAUGAUGGUGGAACCGAAAUCACAAAUUACAUUGUUGAGAAACGUGAGUCCGGUAAUACCUCAUGGCAGGUGGUGAAUUCCAGCGUUAAACGCACCACAAUCAAAGUCACUCACCUGACUAAGUACAUGGAGUACACCUUCCGUGUCUCUGCUGAGAACAAAUUUGGUGUGAGCAAAUCUGUUGAGUCCACACCUAUGAUUGCUGAGCAUCCAUUUGUUCCACCAAGCCCUCCUGGUCGUCCUGAUGUGGUGUCAGUGUCUGCUGCUGCCAUCAGCAUUAAGUGGGAUCUGGCUUACCAUGAUGGUGGUAGUCCAGUCACUGGAUACUGGAUUGAGAAGAAAGAGAGGAACACCAUCUUAUGGGUCAGGGAGAACAAGCUUCCUUGCCUUGACUGUCAAUACAAGAUCUCCACACUCAUUGAAGGCCUUGAGUACCAGUUCAGAGUGUAUGCAAUGAACAUUGCUGGUCUCAGUAAAGCCAGUGAGGCAUCUAGACCCGUGGUGGCUCUGAAUCCAGUUGAUCCUCCCGGUAAACCAGAGGUUUAUGACGUUACACGAUCCUCCGUUUCCAUCCAAUGGUCCACUCCAUUCAAUGAUGGUGGCAGCAAAAUUGUGGGAUAUGUUGUUGAGCGCAAGAUCUUCACUGAUGAUGAAGAUGUUCGUUGGUUGAAGUGUAACUACACCACUAUCACAGAAAACUGCUUCACCAUCUCAUCACUCAGUGAGGGAGAGGUGUAUGAGUUCCGUGUGAUUGCCAAAAAUGGUGCUGGUGUCCACAGCAUUCCAUCUGAGACAACAGGACCAGUUACAUGCAAAGAUGAAUACACACCACCCAAGGCUGAGCUUGACAGCAAACUUCUUGGAGAAACGGUUACAGUUCGGGCAGGAUCUGAUGUUGUACUGGAUGCAACUGUCGGUGGCAAACCUGAACCCAAAGUCUUCUGGAGUAAGAGCGAUCAGGAGCUGGAGCUGGGUGAAAAGUAUUCUUUGACAUACACAAGCACCAGGGCCAUGGCCAUCAUCAAAAACUGUGACAGAUACGAUACAGGAAAAUAUGUGCUUACAGUGAAGAAUGCUAGUGGUAUCAAGACAGCUGCAGUGCUUGUCAAAGUUCUUGAUACUCCUGGAGCUCCUGAUGGCUCUAUCACAAUCAGCAGGGUGACUGAGGAGAAAUGUUCAGUUUCUUGGAAGAUACCGCUGGAAGAUGGUGGUGACCCAGUGACCCACUACAUUGUUGAGAGGCGAGAAACUAGCAGACUAAACUGGGUGAUAAUGGAGACAGAGUGUAAGACUCUGUCAUGUGUCAGCAGUAAACUGAUUAAGAACAAUGAGUACAUCUUCAGAGUCAGAGGUGUGAACAAAUAUGGAUCUGGUGUAGCACUGGAGUCGGAGCCUGUCAUUGCAAGAAACGCUUACACUAUUACAUCACCACCUGGAACACCAGAGGUUACUGCUGUUGGAAAGGACCAUGUGAUCAUUGAAUGGAUGAAGCCAGAAAGUGAUGGUGGUAGCGAGAUCAAGAACUACCUUGUGGAUAAGAGAGAGAAGAGCAGUGUUAGAUGGACAAGAGUAAACCGAACAUUCACCAUCUAUGACACAAGACUCAAGAUUUCUGGUCUUCUGGAAGGCAGCGAGUACCAGUUCCGUGUAUCUGCUGAAAACGCUGCUGGACCCAGUCUGCCUGGUGAUGCAUCUCCCUAUGUCCUUUGCAAAGAACCAACAUAUACCCCUGCUCCUCCCUCCGUUCCACGUAUUACUGAUACUACCAAGCACAGUAUCAGCAUGAAAUGGACAAGGCCCAUGUAUGAUGGUGGCUCUGAUGUCAUUGGUUACAUUGUUGAGAUCCUUGAGGAAGGAACAGAGCAAUGGUAUAGGGCUACACUUAAGACCCUGAGCACAACAAAAUUCACUGCAGGCGGCCUGGCAAGUAACAAGAAGUACUGCUUCAGAGUGGCAGCAGUGAAUGCCAUGGGUGUUGGUGAAUUCAGUGAAGGUAGUUCAGAAACAUCACCCUCAGAGAGAGUUGAAAUGCCCGAUUUUGAGCUUCCUGAUGACCUCAAGAAGACUAUCUGCCUGAGAGCUGGAAGUACUCUUCGGCUGUUUGUGAAGAUACUUGGAAGACCAGCACCAGUGGUCACCUGGAGGAAACCCGGUGUGGAACUUACAAGUCGUGGAUAUAUUGAGACAACUGAGUCUUUCACUAGUCUAACUGUUGAAAAAGUGCAUCGUUAUGAUGCUGGCAAAUACAUGGUGGAGGCUGAGAAUCCAUCUGGCAAGAAGAUAUCAACCAUUAUAGUCAAAGUCUAUGAUACUCCUGGACCUCCUGGUGCAGUCAAUGUCAAGGAUUACACUAAAGAAUCGGUUGUAAUCACAUGGGAUGUGCCAACUGUUGAUGGUGGUGCACACAUAAACAAUUACAUCAUUGAGAAACGAGAAGCUUCCAUGAAAUCAUACAAAACUGUUACAACUGAGUGCAGGAAGACUUUAUACAGAAUCACAGGUCUUACUGAAGGAACAUAUUACUAUUUCAGAGUAUUGCCAGAGAAUAUGUAUGGCAUUGGAGAACCUUGUGAAAUCAGUGAACCAGUUUUGGUUUGUGAAGUUCCUUCAAUUCCAGUUGAUAUUCAAGUUGGUGACAUUAACAAAUCUUCUGUCACCCUGCGAUGGGAGAAGCCAUUGUAUGAUGGCGGCAGCAGAAUCACUGGUUUUGUCAUUGAAGCCUGCAAGGUGGGAACAGACCGCUGGAUGUCAUGUGCCACUGUCAAAUCUUCAGUUCAACAACACACUGUGGAUGCUCUGACUGAGAAAGAUCAGUAUCUCUUCAGGGUGAGAGCCUUGAAUAGCAGGGGUGCUAGUGAGCCAAGAGAGAUCACAACACCUGUUACAAUUGAGGAUCAGAAAGCUGUGCCUAAGAUCGAUCUUACCAGCAUUCCCUCAAGAAUUGUCAAUGUACAUGCUGGCAAACCAAUUGUGCUCAAAAUUCCCAUCAAGGGAAAACCUGCUCCAGAUUGUUCUUGGUUCUUCGGUGGUGUCCAGAUGAAGGAUAAGCUUGACUGCAUCAAGAUUGAAACAACUGCCACAUACACCACACUCAAUGUGCGUGAAACAACAAUUGCUGACACUGGUGAUUACACUCUCCAGGUGAAGAAUGAGUCAGGCAUGGCAAGAGAGACCAUCAAAGUCAUUAUUCUUGACAAGCCUGGAAUACCCAUUGGUCCUCUCAGAAUUGAUGAUACUGAUGGAGUAUCAGUCACUGUCAGCUGGGAACCACCAGAGAAAGAUGGAGGUGCUAAUAUCAGUGGUUAUAUUGUUGAAAAGCGUGAGGCUCACCAGCCAGGAUGGUCAACAGUAUCUGAAUCAGUGACAAGAACCACAUAUAAAUUUACUAAACUAACUGAGGAAACAGAGUAUGUGUUCCGUGUUGCUGCAUCCAAUCGGUUUGGCAUGGGACGUUUCUUGCAAUCAGACGUUGUUGAGUGCAAGAGUCCCAAGUCCAUAUCUUCACCACCAAGCACACCAGAAAUACUUGACGUGUCUCAUGAUGGUAUGACUUUGUCCUGGCAACCACCAGAAGAUAACGGAGGUUCCACAAUUGCUGGCUACAAUAUUGAGCGCAAGGAGACCAGAUCGGACAGAUGGAUGCGCAUCAAUAAGAACCCUGUGACAAUGACCAGAUACAGAUCUACUGGUCUGGUGGAAGGUCUUGAGUAUGAGUACAGAAUAAUUGCCAUCAACUCCAGAGGCAAUAGCAAACCAAGCGCAUGUUCUAAACCUGUUAUUGCAAUGGAUCCAAUUGAACCACCUGGUCCACCAGUCAAUCCAAAGGUUACCGAUACCACCAGAACAUCGGUCUCCCUUGCUUGGCUUCCUCCUGAGGAAGAGGGAGGCUCUGUGGUGACUGGUUAUCUGGUUGAGAUGCAGAAGGUUGACCAAGUUGAAUGGACAAAGUGCAACACCACACCAACAAAGAUCUGCGAGUACACUCUGACACACAUGCCACAAGGCGCUGAAUACAAAUUCCGUGUGAUGGCAUGCAAUGCUGGUGGAGCUGGAGAACCUGUCGAAGUUCCAGGAAUUGUCAAGGUCACAGAAAUGCUUGAAUAUCCUGAUUAUGAACUCGACAAAAUGUACGAAGAGGGAUACGUUGUCAGACAGGGUGGAGUUGUCAGUCUGUCUGUGCCAAUUAAGGGCAAACCUCUCCCAACUUGCAAGUGGACAAAGGAAGGCCGUGAUAUUUAUCACAGAGCCAUGAUUGCCACUGGUGAAGAUCGCACUGAGCUUGUUAUUAAGGAUGCUCACAGAGAUGACACUGGCACUUAUGACCUCGUCCUGGAGAACAAAUGUGGCAAGAAGGCCGUUUACAUCAAUGUUAAAGUCAUUGGACGUCCAGACGCGCCUGAAGGUCCUCUUGAAUUUGAUGAUAUCCAGGCACGCUCUGUGAGGGUGAGCUGGAGACCUCCCUCCAAUGAUGGUGGAUCUGAUAUUCUUGGCUACAUUGUGGAGAGACGUGAAGUUCCAAAAGCAGCCUGGUAUACUGUGGAUUCAAGAGUGGUUGACACGUCUCUUGUAGUUAAAGGACUCAAGGAAAAUGUUGAGUAUCACUUCAGAGUAUACGCUGAAAAUCAGUUUGGUGUCAGCAGAUCCCUGAAAUCAGAUGAGUCGGUUACACCCAAAACACCUCUCAGUCCUCCAGAGCCCCCCUACAAUCCUCCAGAGAUCAUGGAUGUCACUAAGACUACCAUUGGUCUUGCUUGGUCGAAGCCCAAAGACGACGGUGGCUCUCGUGUCACAGGAUACUAUGUUGAGAGAAGGGAAGUGUCUACAGAGAAGUGGGUCCGUCACAACAAGACUCACAUCACCACAACAAUGUACACCCUCACCGGACUUAUCCCUGAUGCAGAGUAUGUUUUCCGUGUGGUCGCCCAAAACGACAUUGGUCUGAGUGAAGCUGGAGCUGUUUCUGAAUCAGUUGUAUGCAAAGAUCCAUUUGACAAACCAAGCCAGCCAGGAGAAAUCGACAUCGUCUCCAUUACCAAAGACAGCAUCACCAUCCACUGGCUCCGUCCAGAAUCUGAUGGUGGUAAGGAGAUCCUGGGAUACUGGGUUGAAUACAGACAGGGAGGUGAAAGUGCCUGGAAGAAAUGUGCAAAGGAACGCUCUAAAGACCGUCAGUUUACUAUGGGUGGUCUUGAGGAGGCAACUGAGUAUGAAUUCAGAGUGAUUGCUCAAAAUGAAACUGGUUUGAGCAGACCACGAAGAACUGCCAUGGGAAUAAAGACCAAAUUGAGUGUUGGAGAGGCUCCAGUCCUCAAGGAAGAGAUUAAAGAUGUAACUACUAAGCUUGGAGAACCAGGCACAUUGACCUGCCAGAUUAUUGGCAGACCUCUUCCUGAAAUUAAAUGGUACAGAUUUGGAAAGGAUUUGAUCCAGAGCCGCAAAUAUAAGAUGAGCUCUGAUGGCCGUAACCACUCCCUAACAGUGGUCACAGAUGAGCAAGAAGAUGAGGGCCUGUACACUUGCAGAGCCAUAAAUGAGGCUGGUGAAAUUGAGACCAGUGGCAAGCUCCGUUUGCAGGCAGCACCUCAGUUCCAUCCUGGAUUCCCUCUGAAAGAUAAAUACUAUGCUGGAUCAGGAACAAGCCUUCGCCUCCACGUUGUCUACAUUGGACGACCAAUCCCAUCAAUCAUGUGGUUCUAUGGCAAGAAGCCUCUGAAUCCAUCCGAGAAUGUCAUCAUUGAGAACACAGAGAGUUACUCUCAUCUUGUGGUCAGAAAUGUCCAGCGUAAGACAAAUGCUGGAAGAUACAAAGUGCAGUUAACAAAUAAAUUUGGCACAGUUGACACAUCUCUGCGUGUUGAAAUCCAAGAUAAACCAGUCAUCCCUGAAGGACCAAUUGUAGUUGAAUCUAUUCUUAAGAGCGCUGUGGUUAUCAGCUGGAAGCCACCAAAGGAUGAUGGCGGUGCAAUGAUUACCAACUACAUUGUGGAGAAGCGUGAAGCCAAAGAGGGAGAGAAGUGGCAUCUUGUGUCAUCCUCAAUUUCAGGAACAACUUGCCGUAUUCCAAAUCUGACUGAGAAUGCUGGAUACUACUUCCGUGUGUCUGCACAGAACCAGUAUGGCAUCAGUGGCGCACUCGAAAUUCCAGCUGUCCUCAUCCUCAAAAGUCCAUAUGAAAAACCUGGAAUUCCUCAACAGCCUGUUGUUACAGAGGUCACAAGGGAUUCUUGUAUUGUAUCUUGGAAGGCUCCAUCUAGCGAUGGUGGUGCCAAGAUCAAAGCUUACUACCUUGAAAAGAGGGAAAAGAAACAGAAUAAAUGGAUCGCUGUUACAACUAAUGAAAUCCAGGAGACCCAUUAUGAGGUUACAGGACUCCUUGAGGGCUUUGAAUAUGAAUUCCGUGUGAAAUGCGAAAACAUUGGCGGUGAGAGUGACUGGAGUGAGAAAUCAGAGCCCAUCAUUCCAAAGUCGGAACAGAAACCUCGUGCUCCAAUGUUCAAGGAAGAAAUAAGAGACAUGACCGUGAAAUAUAAAGCACAUGCUACCUUUGUGACAAAGGUUGUUGGACAUCCAAAACCUGUCAUUAAAUGGUACAAAGGUGGCAAAGAAAUUCUACCAGAUGGAAAGAAGAUCAAGGGGCAAGAAUUCAAAGGAGGAUACUACCAACUUGUUAUCUCUGAUGCUGAUGAGGGUGAUGCUACCACUUACCAGAUUAGAGCAACAAACUCAAAAGGAUCCAUUUCAACAACUGUGAAUUUGGAUGUUGAAAUUCCUGCAAGGAUCUACCUACCCCAGGAUCUGCAAGGCUUUGGAGCUGUCCAUGCUGUUCGUGGCGAAGUGGUCACAAUCAAAAUUCCAAUCAGUGGAAAACCUGAGCCUGCAGUGACAUGGCAGAAAGGAAAAGAGAUAAUUGACAACACUGCAUAUCAUCAAGUGAUAGUCACAAGAUCCUUUACUUCUCUUGUAUUCCCUAAGGGAGUCCAAAGGAAGAGUGCAGGUUACUACAUCUUAACAGCAAAGAACAGAUUUGGAGUUGACAAACAAACCAUUGAACUGGAUGUCGCUGAUGUACCCGGACCACCUAAAGACAUGAUUGUCAGUAAUGUAUCAAGAGAUUCUCUCACUUUCACAUGGAGUCCUCCGGCAGAUGAUGGUGGCACCCCAAUAAUUAAUUACAUUGUGGAGAAGUGUCCCACUACAGGUGAAAGAUGGAUCCGUGUGGGAACAACAACUGAAACUACAUUAACUGUAAUCAAUCUCUUUGGCAAGACCAAGUACCAGUUCCGUGUCAUUGCUGAAAAUAGAUUUGGUGUGAGCGAACCAUCUCAGCCUACAGAGCCUGUGACCACAAAGGAGGACAAAUCAACUAUCAGAAAUUAUGAUGAUGAAGUGGAUGAGGCUAGGGAAGUGACCAAGGAAGAAGUCCCUAAUUCCAAGGUGAAGCUUGUGCCUACUCUUUACAACAUUGCUGAGGAGUUUGCCCGCUCUGGACAUUUUGGCACAGUUCAUCGCUGUGUUGAAAAAAGUUCAAAGAAGACUUUCUUGGCCAAAUUCAUUAAAGUGAAAGGUGCAGAUCGUGAGUUGGUGGUUAGAGAGGUUGAGACCCUUAACCUGGCCAGACACAAGAAUAUUCUGUAUCUGCAUGAGACCUUUGAUAGCCUGGAGGAAUAUGUUUUGAUCUACGAAUUUUUGUCUGGUGUUGACAUAUUAGACCGUCUUGGCACCUCUACCUUUGACCUGACAGAACAGGAAAUUGUACGCUACAUGAGACAGGUCUGUUCCGCUCUUCAGUUCUUGCAUAGUCACAACUACGGUCACUUUGACAUUAGACCUGAAAACAUCAUCUAUACCACAAGAAAGAGCUCAACCAUCAAGAUUAUUGAAAUGGGCCAGGCAAGACUUCUGACUCCUGGAGAAAAUCUUAGGAUCCAGUUCAGUGCAGCUGAGUACUAUGCACCUGAAAUCCACAAACAUGAUUUGGUUUCUACAGCAACAGACAUGUGGUCAGUUGGUGUUCUGGCAUAUGUGCUUCUCAGUGGCCUUAAUCCAUUCGCCGCUGAGUCUCAGCACAAGAUGGUUGAAAAUAUUACAAAUGUGGAGUACAUAUUUGACAAUGAUGCAUUCAGAGACAUUAGCAUUGAAGCUAUGGACUUUGUGGACAGACUGAUUGUUAAGGAGAGGAAGAAACGUAUGACUGCCUUUGAGGCACUUGAACAUCCUUGGCUCAAGAUGAAGAUUGAAAAUGUCAGCAAAAAAGUGAUCAAAACCUUGAGACACAGAAGGUACUACCAGACAUUAGUGAAGAAGGAAUGGAGCACUGUGAUCUCAGAAGCACGUAUUGCCUAUGGUGGUGCUUACAGAAGCCAAAAGGGUCUUACAGUUGAAAGAGUGAAGGUUGGAAUUCCUGAGGAAGGCCUGAGACCAGGACCUGUCAUGCAUGGUUCUGCUGAGGAAGGUGGUCAUGUGAGAUUCACAUGCAGCAUCGCAGACUAUGACAGAAACACAGAGGUGACAUGGUACCAUGGUUCUCGCAAGCUAGUCGCAAGUCAUAAGUAUGAAAUCAGCUAUGCUAAUGGAUUUGCCAGCAUCUAUGUGAAGGACAUAGAGGAAUCAGAUGAUGGCUUGUACAGAUGCAAAGUUGUUAAUGAGGAGAGGGAAGAAAAUUCCUAUGCAGAGAUCUUUGUGGAAAACGUAAGAUCUCUUCGUGAGUACUACCUGGGACGCACAGUUAAGAAACUGAGGAAGAGGAUUGAUCAAGCUAAACUUCUUCACAGGCCUCCUGAGUUCACACUACCUUUGUACAACCGUACAGCAUACAUUGGUGAAGAUGUACGGUUUGGAGUUACAAUUACAAUCCAUCCAGAGCCACAGGUAACUUGGUUGAAGGCUGGACACAGAAUCAAACCUGAUGACAGCAAGUACACCUUUAUAAGUGACAAGGGUCUCUAUCAGUUGCUUAUUCACAAUGUUGGACUUGAUGAUGAUGCUGAGUACACUGUCAUGGCUCAUAACAAGUUUGGUGAGGACAGCUGCAAGGCCCGCCUCACAGUAACCCAUCACCCUGUUGUUGAAGAGACAAUGAGGCCCAUGUUCAAGCGCCUUUUGGCAAAUGUGGAAUGUACUGAAGGAGAAAGCGUCCGCUUUGACCUGAGGGUGUCUGGAAUUCCAUCACCAACCCUGAAGUGGGAGAAGGACGGCAAACCUCUGGAAUUCAGACCACAAGUUGCAGUUGUUCAAGAAAGUGCAGACUACCAUGUUCUCCACAUUCGAGAAACUCUUAUUGAGGACUCUGGUACAUAUAGAGUCACUGCAACAAACUCAUCAGGAUCAACAACCUGCCAGGCCACACUUAAGGUUGAUCGUCUUACAUAUACCAGGAGAGAAUUUAAGAGUGAAGAUGAAAAACAAAAAUAUGUUCAGAACCAAAUCAAAAAGACACUGAAGAUGGCACAGCACUUCUCAAGCACAGAGGUUGAGACAACACUCAAUCUAGCUGCACAGGAAGCUUUAAAAGAAGUUGCUGAAUUAUACAAACCAGCAUUCAGCACAAAGAAUGUCCAGGGUGAAUUUGACAUUACAGUCGAUAAGACAGCAAAGAAAAUACAGGUAGAAGAGAAGAGAAUCCGUAUGCCCUAUGAAAUUCCAGAACCUCAGGCUCAUGAUCCAACUGUUCUUGAGGAGGACAUGGGUAUCAAACACUUUGUUCCCUUGUCUGAAAUGAAGUGGUACAAGAAGCUUCGUGAUGAGUAUGUAGUACCUGAACGCAUGGAGAGAAUUGUGCAGAAGAGACAACGCCGCAUUCGGCUUUCCAGAUGGGAGCAAUUCUAUGUUAUGCCACUCCCAAGAAUUACAGACCAGUAUAGGCCAAGGUUCCGUAUUCCUCAUCUCACGCAAGACGAUCUUGAAACUGUAAGACCAGCAAGGAGAUCGCCUUCACCUGAAUCGGUGGCAUCCUUCAGACAGAGAAGAAGGUCUCUUGGAGAUAUGUCUGAGGACGAACUUCUUCAGCCUGUGGAUGAAUAUCUGAAAUCAAAGAGAACUGAAGAAGAGCAGCAGAUGCUUGAGGAGGAGCUUGAACUAGGCUUCUCUGCCUCCCCACCAAGUGGCAGUCCAGUACGCUUUGAACUGUCUUCACUGCGCCGUGCAUCACCAAGGGCUGUUGCAAUGGCUGAGAUGAAGCAUGAGGAAAAGAAAGAGCGCACCACUGUUGCUCAGUUCCUAAGGAGAAGAAGGUCUUUGUCACCAACAUACAUUGAGCUGAUGCGUCCAGUGUCUGAAUUGAUAAGACCUCCUCGAACUCGCCCUGCAGUGGAAGUUGAGGGAGAGGCUAUUGAGAGAAGAUCACCAACCCCUGAAAGAACACGUCCUCGCUCUCCUAGCCCUGUUUCCACAGAGAGGUCAUCCAGGUCAUCCUCAAGGUUUGAGAGAUCUGCCAGAUUUGACAUCAUGUCAAGAUAUGAAUCAAGGAAAGCAGCUCUUAAAUCUGAGAGAAAAUACCAGGUUGUUACUCAGACACCAUUCAGCCUUGAUCAUGCUCCACGUAUUACUGUGAGAAUGCGUUCUCAUCGUGUGCCAUCUGGUCAGAACACAAAGUUCACAUUGAAUGUCCAAGCCAAGCCAGAGGCAGAAAUCAAAUGGUAUCAUAAUGGACAGGAAAUUCAAGAGAGCAGCAAGUACCAGUUCACAGAUAUGAGUGGAGUUCUGUCUCUAAAAGUCCUUGAGUGCAUUGCAGAGGACAGUGGAACAUACCGUGUUGUCGCCACAAAUUCAAAGGGAGAGGCAUCCGACUAUGCCACCCUUGAUGUUUCAGGUGGAGAAUUUUCCACAUAUUCCUCUCGCCGUAAAGAUGAGGAGACCCCUGCAACAUUUGUCCCAGAUGUCACAAAAACUGACUACUACCAUGUAUCAUCAGUUAGAGCUUCUUCCUCAUCAAGAACUCACCUUGAGAUCAAAGAAACCUCAACAAAGUUCAUGGAAAGACGUGAGGUAUCGGCUUUAGAGUAUGCUGCAGCAGAGAGGUUGGCAUCGUCACCAAUAAGAUAUGCUUCAACUGAAUACUUGUCUUCUGCAUCUUAUUCAUCAUCUGAAAAGUUUGCUGCUACAAAAACAAAGACAAAAGUAGUUGAAGAGGUUAAGAAGGUUAAGGCCACACUAUCUGCAAGAAUCCUUACAAAGCCUCAGUCAACUACAGUUUCUAUUGGGGAGACAGCAAGAUUCACAUGUGAUAUUGAUGGUGAACCAGCACCAAGAGUGACAUGGUUGCACGAAGGAACUACCAUUGUGUCCUCACAUCGUUACCAGGUGACUACAACACAGUAUAAGUCUACAUUUGAAAUCACCUCGGUUGAGAUUUCUGAUGAGGGCAGCUACACAGUGAUAGUGGAGAACUCAGAGGGCACUCAAGAAGCAAGAUUUACUUUGACCAUCCGUAAACCACCACCUAAAGAGGAGGUUGUUGCCCCACCUCCAAGUGUGAAGUCUCCUGAGCCUGAGGUAAAAUCCCCAGAACCUGCUCAGGUUACCUCACCAGAGCCCCGAGUCAAAUCACCUGAGGUGAAGUCACCAACCCCAAUCAAGUCUCCUGAGCCAGUGACCUCACCCCAGAGGGUGGCAUCCCCACCAACGGUUAAAUCUCCAGAGCCCAUUACAUCACCUGCAAGGCUCAAAUCUCCAACACCGAUCAAAUCCCCAGAACCAGUGACCUCACCGCCAAGGGUGAAAUCUCCAACGACUGUCAAAUCUCCUGAACCAAUUGCUUCACCUACAAGAGUGAAGUCUCCAACGACUGUCAAAUCUCCUGAACCAAUUACUUCACCACCAAGGGUGAAAUCUCCAACAACAGUAAAAUCACCUGAACCAAUCACCUCACCUCAAAGGGUAAAAUCUCCACCAACUGUAAAAUCUCCAGAGCCAAUCACUUCACCACCAAGGGUGAAAUCUCCAACAACAGUAAAAUCUCCAGAACCAAUCACCUCACCACAGAGAGUGAAAUCUCCUCCUACUGUAAAAUCUCCAGAGCCAGUUGCUGCACCUCCAAGAAUCAAAUCUCCAGUGCCAAUUGCUUCACCUCCAAGAAUCAAAUCUCCAGUGCCAAUUGCUUCACCACCAAGAGUGAAGUCCCCAACCACAGUCAAAUCACCAGAACCAAUUACUUCACCAAUGAGGGUGAAAUCCCCACCCACAGUCAAAUCACCAGAACCUAUCAUGUCACCUAAACGGGUAAAGUCCCCAACACCAGUUAAAUCUGCCCCACCAAAGAUUGUUCAGCAGCUUAAAGCAGAGGCUGCUGAGGACAAAGUGAAAAUGUACUGUGUUGCUGAAAGCAUGGUGAAGGAAGUUGUGUGGUACAAAGGCAGCAAAAAAUUGACACAAGGCAGUCACUAUCAAAUUCAAACUUCUGCCGACGGAACCUGCUGUCUGUUUAUCUAUGACGUCUCUGAGAGUGACCAAGGUGAAUACACCUGUGAGAUUACUACAGAAGGUGGAAUGUCCAAAACAUCAUUCUCCUUCACUGGCCAAGUGUUCCAGAGCAUAUACUCAAAGGUUACAGCUUUUGUAGCAACGCACAUGGCAAUUCAACAAUCUGUAAAGACCUCUGAGGUCAUGAGUCAUGGAUUCCAAGAGUCAUCUGAAAUGAUGGUCAUGAAAGAAAGUUCCGCUUUUUCAUCCAAAUCUGUCCACAUGGAGAGCUCUGUUCAAGAGUCCUCAUUUAGCAGUUCCAGCAUGGCUGAAAUGAAGUUGGCUGAAAUGAAGUUCGAAACAAUGUCUCAAUCCAGCAUGUCCUCAAUGACAUCUGAGUCUGUUUAUGCCAUGAGUUCAAGUAUGUCAAUGUCAAGUCACUCACAUGUAGAGGGGUCCUCCAUGAGAGCCAUGCUGCACAGUGGGCAAGGCUCAGCACCCAGAAUCGAAGCCCUCCCUGAGGAUAUCAGCAGUGAAACAGGGAAAGUCCUUACCGUUGCCUGUGCUUUCUCUGGAGAGCCCAUCCCUCACAUUGAGUGGUCCCGCUCAGGAAAGAAACUGCCUGGUGAGGAGCAAAGUGGCAGAUUCCACAUUGAGACCACAGAAGACCUCACCACACUCAUCAUCACUGGUGUCAAAGAGAGUGAUGCUGGUGCAUACACCCUUAAACUUUCCAAUGAGCAUGGAUCUGACACAGCAACUGUCACCAUUAGUAUUCGAUCAGUGUAAAAGCAAUAUGAUUAUUUCUAAUCCCCCUCCCUCUUUAAGUGCCUUUUUAUUUAUUAAAUGAGCAAAAAAUCUUUACUUGAUAAAUACCUGGAUUACUGUUCCUGUAAAUAUGAACUAUUUUUAUACCAAACUUGACAUUAAUUUAUGCCAAACUAGACUAAAGUCUAAAGUUGUUAUAAAAUGUGCCAUAUUGGAUAAUUAUGACUUAGGAUUUUUGGAUCCAUUUUUCUGUGACAUGUACAUAAUGUAUAUAGCCGAAUUUAACGGUUAUGGGAAAUGUAUGAAUUGUUAUUUAUGACAAUAUUAACUGAAACAAAAGGAACUAAAUGUUUAAUAGGAGAAAGUUUCGCAUGAAACGAAUACCCUGUUAAACCUGAAACUAAACUCUGUGCCUCAACAAAAAGUUGAAGUCUUAAGAUUGCCUCAACAGGUAGAGAGGCUCCCUGUUGAUGUUUUACUAAAUCUGAGAGACAAUAUAAUAUUCACUGUAUGCUUAUACAUGCAGCGAUAUUACCGUACUCUUAUGAAAUGUUACUUGACCAUAAGACCUUGAGUGCUGUUUGCAUAUUACCCUCAUGUAAGCAGGACAACUAGGCCUUGUGUUCAGACUGACUGUGUCAUACCACCAUUUUAAUGACAUGCUCAAAGUGCGAGCGGCCUGCACUUCUUGAGCAAAAGUUUUUAUGUGCUCUGUGUCUGGCAAAGGACUGCUUGAAUAUACUUUCAAAAACAACAUCACCUGGCCAUAAAACAUAAAAAGUAUAUCUUGUACUUCUUUGCAGAGGCAGAGCCUCCUCUUGGAGGAUUGCUUUGUGCAUCAUGUGUGUUUGUGUGUUAGCUUUAGAAUUUCACCCUGUCAGUCGUUGGGGCAACUAUCAAGAAAUUGUACCACAGUAACAACACCUGCUGUGCAAAGAUGACUUAACAAAAGUAACUAUAUGCCCUACAUUUUGGUUUGAUUAACUUUAGUAUUGUAGUAUUAAUUAUAUUAUGCAACCUCCUUGAGUUUUAUUAUUAUUGAUUCAAUAAAGCAUGAUUUCAGCACAUA
Messenger RNA from Alosa sapidissima (American shad), 87986 nucleotides. Its product is annotated as titin-like. Gene Ontology annotation, biological process: protein phosphorylation. Gene Ontology annotation, molecular function: protein kinase activity; ATP binding; protein binding. NCBI's taxonomy places the organism in Eukaryota, Metazoa, Chordata, Actinopteri, Clupeiformes, Clupeidae. The record is from RefSeq and is a predicted model, not a curated record. Bases 221 to 86938 code for a protein of 28905 amino acids. The transcript has 218 exons.